Xyrichtys novacula (pearly razorfish) is the source of this 50340-nucleotide messenger RNA. NCBI's taxonomy places the organism in Eukaryota, Metazoa, Chordata, Actinopteri, Labriformes, Labridae. The record is from the annotation of a GenBank genome assembly.
AGUUCGGAAUUUGUGUUUGAAGUGACAUCCUGCUUCUUUUCUUCACCCGAGGCUACACGAACUCUGCCGGACGGAGACCGAGCCCACUCCGGGAAACAGAGUCUUUUCUCCGGAUAAACUCGCAGCACGGUACGGUAACGGCUCCUGGAGCCUUCAGUAUCACUCAUUAUCUGCAGUAGUUUUUUUAUCAGGGUCGGUGAUAACAGUGUAGCGGGCUGUGUCGUAACGUUAGCCCGGGCACAGAGCAAAGGUCUCGGUCAGAGCUGACAUAUAGAGCCGCUGUUAGACUCGCGCAGCUCCUGGCUUUGCUGACUCUUUACUCGGUAAGUUUGAACAUAUUUCACUUGAAAAUGGGGGAAAUACCAAACCGAGUCCGUUAUUCAGUAGUUUCCUGUUCUCUGCUUUACUUAUUUAGGGGGUUGAGUUGAAAUAUACCGUUAGAUGUGACUCUUAUGUAACGUGAAGUUUUGGAUGAGUUUCUGAACGGUGUCAGAACUGUGGCUACAAACACACAUUAACGUGUUUUAAUGAACAUUAUGUGUUUUCACGUGUUUCUUAUGCUCAAACUUCUUUUCACCACUUAUUCACACCUGUGCUUUGUCACAUAGUUCAACUUUGUUUGGAAAAAUAUGAACAGUCUUUAUCCUGCAAAUAGAAUCUACACCCAGUCCUGUAAAUGAGACUUUCAUAUGUCUUUAUUUGCAAACUUCCAUUUCAAAGUUAAAGUUAAAAGAGAAUAAUUAAUCUAUUCUCUAAAUUGUGUUUUAACUGAAGCCAAGGUAAUUUUAACUCCUGUUAUCCCCUCUCUCUCUUUUUCUAAACUAUUGACAUGUGAAAGGAUGACUUUGUUAUCAGUGUUUCGGCUUAAAGUUCGAUGUUCUCAAGUGGUCAGACUCCUGGUUGAAAAAGCUCCCUUGCUCAGUAAGUGAUGGUGGUCUGUAAGGUCAAGUAGCUCCUGUGUUCAUAAGUCCGAUCCUUCAUUCGUUGAGUUUUUUUCCCUUAAACAAAUUCACAGAGUGAAAACAGAGACAGGUUUGUCCUGAGGCAGCAGCCUCCACCCCGCCCUCUGUUGCUACAGGUGGAUUGCUACAGGUGUGAUCAUGUGGAUAGAGAGAUAUUCACACAGAAACAGCGUAAAGCCCUUCCAUAAGCAUGCCAGACCUGUUGGUGGCGAUCAUUUGCAGUAUAUUCAGACUUACAGAAGUAACAUGGUGAGCAUCUUCUUGAAUGAGGAGCACAUCUAUGUGUUUUUCAAGAUUUAGUUGAGCAUUGGAUUAAAACUAACAAGUGUCAGAUUUAUUCACCCCUGCCCUGCAGUUUGAUGAUGAAGAACUGGGAGCUUUCCUUUCAACAUGCUAAACUACUGAGAAGAUGUAGACAAUCCAUUAGCCUGCUGUUUUUAUGCUUGCUUAAUACAUAUGAGAAUUAUUUGACGAGUAUGUCCAUGUUAAUGACUAAAUGGACUUUGCAGAAGUCCCAAUUUGGAAAGUGUUUUAGUCCAAAACCAGUUCAAACGACCUCUGUCCAGACCGAUAGCCAAAGCAAAGAGAAAAAUCUGGGUUAAUGAAUGCAUCAUGAUCCUGAUAAUCCUGAACCCACUACAGACACACAAUACACAGGGACCCACCUCAGAGUCAGCUAAUGUGGUUCAGGGGAGAUCCUGAGAGACUACUGCUGAGGAAACAAGAAUCAGGAUACAGUGCGUUUAAAUUUAAAUGCAGAAAAAAAAACUUAAAGUGCAGCAGACACUUGGCUGUAACUGCAGAGUGAGUUACAGCAGAGAGAGUGGAGAUACUCACAGUGUCCUGAGUAAUCUGAUAUCAUCGUCGUUUUCUUCCGCUUCGUCUGGGUCGCGGGGGCAGCAGCUUCAGGAGGGAAGCCCAGAUGGCCCUCACCCCAGCUACUUCCACCAGCUCCUCCGGGGGGGAUUCCCAGCCGCUCCCAGGCCAGGCAAGAGAUAUAAUCCCUCCACCUGGUCCUGGGCCGGCCACGAGGUCUCCUCCCAGUGGGACAUGUCCGGAACACCUCUAACGGGAGGCGUCCAGAAGGCUUCCUAACCAGAUGCCCGAGCCACCUCAGCUGACUCCUCUCAACGUGGAGGAGCAGCAGUUCUACUCUGAGUGCCUCCCGAGUGUCCGAGCUUCUUACCCUAUCUCUAAGGCUGAGCCCGGCCACCCUGCGAAGGAAACUCAUUUCAGCCGCUUGUAUCCUCGAUCUUGUUCUUUCAGUCAUUACCCAAAGUCCAUGGCCAUAGAUGAGGAUCGGCACGUAGAUCGACUGGUAAAUUGAGAGUUUUGCCUUACAGCUCAGCUCUUUCUUCACCACGACGAAUCAGUUGAGCGUCCACAUUACUGUUGACGCCGCUCCGAUCUGCCUGUCAAUUUCCUGUUCCAUUCUAUCCUCACUCGUGAACAAGAUCCCAAGAUAAUUGAACUCCUCCACUUGAGGCAGGACCGCCCCUCCGACCUGGAGAGGGCAAUCUACCUUUAAUCUGAUAUCAAUGCUGUUAAUUUGAGGAAAGCUGUGUUUUAUAGUCAGUGGUUUAUCCUCAUCCUCUCUUUCAGAUCCAUCAUGAACUUCAUCCUGGAAACCCUCCAAGUCCUCCUGCUGUCCCUCUGGUUUAACAUCGAAUCCUUCAUCUACUUCUUUUUGCCCAUGAAGAAGAAGAAUGUGGCAGGGGAGGUGGUGCUGAUCACAGGGGCAGGCAGCGGGAUUGGACGCCUCAUGGCUCAGGAGUUUGCGGCGUUGGGGACAGUGCUGGUGCUGUGGGACAUCAACCAGGAUGGCAUGAAGGAGACAGCCCGUCUGGCCAAAGAGGGCGGAGCCAGCAGAGUCCAUUAUUACACGUGUGACUGCAGCGACAAGACCGAGGUGUACCGUGUGGCUGACCAGGUGAGUUCACAGCUGAUACCACAAAACUGAAUGACUAGCAGCAGCGUGGGAUAAGCUGCAGGUUUUUGCAGGAUCAUCACAAACUGCAGAGGUUGUUGUUUGUUGUUGUUGUUGUUGUUGUUGUUGUUGUUGUUGUUGUUGUUGCAGCUGCUGCUUUGAUGUGGUUGAGGUAGGGCUGGGCGAUAAAACGACAAUAUAUAUCGAAAAUUAAUUUCCCUCAAUAUCAAUAUAAAAACAUGGUCAAUAUGCUUUUCAAUAGUCUGCAUUCUGACAUGUUUUGGUAGACUAUACGAAUAGCCAAUGAAAAGGGGAGUUGCUCCGGGUCCGCUUUGCGCUGAACCAACCGUGUGCAGAAUUAGAACCAAGUAGCAAACAACUGCAUAGUAGCAGACUGCAGCUACACGCAACCAUAGCACUUUAACACGUGAAGCCGACAGCACUGUUGGUGAGAAAAAAAAGAACAUGAGCGCUACUCCUGGCAGAAAUGCAGAUGAAGGCUCAACUAGGCCUUGGCAAAAAAAAUGAUCACAAUAUAUUUUGUCAUAUCGUUCAAUCUCGAUUAUUAUCACUUUUUUUUUAACUGCCAGUUUUAAAGCAUCUGUACUAAAAAAUAAACUAGAGAUUAGUUCAACAUUUUAUUAACUGCUAAUGCUACUCAUGUCGUCAGCAGUAACAGGCUGUCUAGACUCUGCUCACAUUUUCAUGCUUUCCACAUAAUCACUUGGGACGUCCUUCUUCAAAUGGUGGAACAGAUUUGUUGUGUUGCCGGUUUUUGAGGGCACCGAUCGUCAACAGCGACACUGUUCACACUUUGAUGAAAAAAUCAGAUGUGGCAGUGUGAACAUAGCCAAUGAUGAAAACUAAAGAGUUGUACAGGUACGUGAAGACUCAAACUGAGAGAACUGAAUGUGACAGAGAUUUCUUGCUUAGCUUAUGAUCUUGUUGUUUAAUUUAAAACAAAUCAGAGCUGCAGUUAAGGAAUCAAGGAGGGAAAAGAAGAAAGAAACAACAUUAAAUUAUGAAUAAACAACAAGCUGAUUCUCAGAGGGGAUCAGCAGAUUGACUCAAUGUGGACUCCAGUGAUGAGUUUUGUUAUUUACUGGAACAAUAUUAUCAUAAAUCAAAUACUUUCAAAACAAUAAAAGUGAGUAAACAGCAGACUUUGAUGAAGCUGGUGUUGAUGGUGCACUUUCAUUAAAAACAAAGUAAACACAGUUUUAAUCAUGUAUCUCAUCAUUUCAAAUGCCAAAGACUGAGGAGGUGGAUCUGUUCUGGUGUCUGUUUCUCUCUGUGAGGAUGGACGUCUCGAACGGAACCUUGAAUAUUUAAUGAGAGUUUAUUGACUUGAAGUUGUCCUCCAGCUCUCAGUUUGUUUGAUUCAUUAAUAAAUCAUAAUCUUUUAGUCAGCCCUGUAGAUUUACAGCCACACAUCAGACUGCCUGUGGUCAGAGAAACACUCAUUAAAGCAGGUAAAAAGGGCUGAUUAAAUCAGUGUUAGUGACUCUGCCUGAGGAGCGGUUUGCUGAUCUCAGCCAGUCACCUGUUCACCUGGACUUGGAUGGUACAUCCAAGUAUAUUGAUAUACUGACUGAUGGAUAUUAAUGUUUGACCCUCAGCAUUUUGUAUUUCACUGCACAUCUUGUAAUGUUAUGAGAGUAAUGUUGUCAUUAUAUGAUAAUAGAGUGAAAGAGAGGAAAGCUGUAAAUCUACAAGAAAAAAAUACCAAAAAGACGGACAUAAUUAAUAAAGCUGUCUGAAUAAAUAAAAAUAAAUGUUGUGAUAAAAUCGAUAAUAACAUAUAUGACGAAGAUUUAUGAUAUGAUCAAAUCUUAGAAGCUGAGAAAAGCUAUACAGUCGGAGAAAAAAAAUAUAGAAAUGAGUGUGAAGAUUAAAGAGAUUGAUGUUGUAAGAAAAUAAAGUUGUUUAUAAGAAUUAAGUUGUUAAUAUAAAAGUGAGAUUUACAAGGCAGUUUAAAAUGACAAAAAUAAACACACAUCAAAAACUAAUUUAGACAUGAAUGAAGGGGCUGAAAUUUUUUUGAGAAGAAAAUUUUCACUGCUUUAGAUGACAGUGAUGAAACAAUGUGUUAUUUCACACGUGGUCACCCUAUUAAAAUAAUGGCCAAGUCAUUAUUUGAAGAAAAUUAGUUUUUGUUCUAAAUCAUCGCUUGAUAAUGAUGGCCACCUCUGGUAAAAUCACCUAAAUCCUUAGAUGAAAGGAUCCUUUCAUCUACAGAUAUUUUUAUACUCAUUUACAACUUAAUUCUACUAACUUUAUGAUCUCUCUUCUCAUAAACAUGUGAUUAAAUGUUCACAAACUGGGCUCUUCAGUUUUCAAAUAUUGUGGUCCUCUUUAAUCAUAAUAACUUUAUUCUCAUAAUAAUAUAUGUAUUUUUAAAUUUUAUUCUGAAAAUAUCACAACUUAAUAGGGCCCGACUGAUUUAUCAGCAGGCCGAUUAAAUCGGCCAAUUUUCGCCCGUUUGAGACUAAUCGGUAAUCGGCCAAAACUCGCCAAUUGUCGCUGAUAUUUUCAGAAAUAAAAUGCUGAGAAUAAGAUUCGAUUUCACUUCGAAAAUGUUCCGCCAUUUGAAAAGAUUUCCUGACGUAUCCUGUAGCUGGUGCAGCAACCUCAUGACAAUCUUCGUCCACUAACUACCUCACAGCACAGCAGAGUGACGGCUCUCAGUUCCUCAUUUAUUAUGAUGAGUUAGCUUUAUUUUUAUUUAUUUCUAUAGGCCAUUUAUUUUAGAGAGUGACAAGUGUGUGAGUUUGACAAGACGGAGGUUGACAAAAUAAUCCGUCUCACACCCACUACAGUCUGAAUAAUAAGCUGAAAAUAAUUAGUUUAUCAUCUUUUAUUACAGCUAAAAUAAAUAGCCAGGCGUUCAGUGUAAGUCAUAUCAUGUAAACACAACUAAGAAAAAUGCUGAAUGUAGGCUAUGAGUUUGAAAGUGGCCCAUAUAAAACUAGACAGAUUCUUUUAAACAAUGCAUAUUUCAUGUAUACUUGCUUGUUGUUUUGACAGAUGUCAAAAGAAAGCAAGCGUAGCAAGGUGUGGGACCACUUCACCUUGAGCUAGAGAGUUGGAAGUUAACUUAACUCUUUGCACUUUACACAAAAUAGCUCAUUGUUUUUCAGUUGUUUUAGCAAUAAAAAGGAUUUGAAAUUAGUUUUCUGCCUUGUGUUUGAAAGGCUCAAAAGCAGCCAUUUGUUAAAAUGAAAGUAAAUAUGUAGAUAUAUUACUUAAAUUAACAAAAUUUUAAAACUUCAUAAAAAAAAUUUAAAAAUCGGCGAUCAAUCGGUAAUUGGACCCCCCUCCCUCCUCCCCAAUAAUCGGUAUCGGCCCCAAAAAAUCCAUAUGGUUAGGGCCCUACAACUUAAUUUUGGAAAUACCUCAUUCCUGCAAUGUCGUUCUCAUAAACUUAAUGUUAAAUCCUCAAACUUGCAACUUUACUCACCACAUAUUUUUUUUUUCUUGAUGACAUGAAGUGACAUUUGAUCUCACUGCUGAAUUCUUGUGGAGCAGUGAUGUUAUUUUAUACCACCAUAGUACACUCCACUGUGGUCGUACAGUGAAACAUGGGUUAAAACUGAGUGUGCAUGUGUAGGUGUGUGUUGGGAAGCAAAGUUCUCUGCCACCUUUAUGUUAAUAAGGGCGUGUCCGUGUGUGUGUGUGUGUGUGUGUGUGUGUGUGUGUGUGUGUGUGUGUGUGUGUGUGUGUGUGUGUGUGUGUGUGUGUGUGUGUGUGUGUGUGUGUGUGCCUCUGGGGCAGGGAGGAGGGUGUGUGUUCAGUAAACAGAGAUAAGUGUUCUCCACCACAUGGUCUGAGCUUUAACAGCAGCAGCUCAUUCUUCUUUCUUCACACAUCUAAAGAUUAAAACGCUGACUUUGCCUGACAAGGUUAUUAUGCUCCUUUUUGGGAUUACUGUCAACUAUCAGAGCUUUUUAAAGUCAUUUAAAAGUUUGUCAUUUAAAAGUCAAAAGGCGUAACAACUCAAAAAUGAAUAUUGAUUACAGCUCCCUCUCUAAUAGAGUGCGUUGUUAUAUUUAAACAUGGAUAUUAGAUACAUGGAAAUGACUUUUUGUGAUUAUAUAUACUUAUGUUGUUUGAUUUUCAGUCAUUUAUGAUCUUUGUUGUUAUAGUCUGUGCUGGUGAUUUAUAAUGGGCUGAAUAUAUGAAAGUUUUCUCAGACACAGUGAAGAUGUAAAGGAGGUCAAAAUAGCAGAGUAUGGCCCCAGACUAUGUGAGCAGUAUGAUAUACCAAUACUUGGUAUUGUUAGUUCCAGUCCAACAAACUGGAGUGUGUUCUGCGUUUAUGUGUGUCACAGUCUGCUAUUAUCAGACUGCUAUGAUUAACCAACUCCCAUCUUAUGUAUAACUUUAAUGUUAAAUUCGGUUUUCUAUAUCUAAAAAAAAAAAAAAAAACUACAGACACAUACCAGGGCUGCAAAACCCAUUAUCACGAUUAUUUGGAUUGAUCAGAAUUAUGAAAAAUGACUGUCCAUGUCACACAUCUAAGCACCUUUAAACUUGUUUAAACUGAAACACCCAUCAUUUGAAAAAAACAGAGUUAGUUGAAAUAAACUCUGGAGCUCACCUUUUUGAUUUCCAAGGAAGUCUGACUGUCUAACUGGAUGAUUUCAACGUUUAAAAACUUAAAUUUUUAAUCAAACAAAUCACUGUCUUUUCAAGCUUUUAUUAAACAUCCUUUAUAAUCUUAAAAGUUGAGUAUACUUUAUUAUGACUCUGGACAUUUCACCUACUUUCUAGCCCAGAAGCUCAGUAGCUUAUUAGCACACAUUCACAAUUGUUUGGCGUCUCUUGUUGCCCGAUAGUUUGAACCUGUUGCUCAGUGUGUUGCAGACAUAGACUGUAUAUAGAUUACACAGUGUCUGCCUCCUCUCUGGGUGAAGCCACUCCGAGAACAGCACUCUCUGUUGAUGGGCUGCAGUAUUGGUCAUAAAUCCCGCCUCCGCCAGCAAAGCUUAUGGAGCUGUUGACAAACUUUAGAAAUUUAUUACACAGAACAUACAUUUUUCUCCCCCCUGCUUGUGAUGUUGACAUGAAGUUACAGUAAGACUGGUUUGUGCUCAAGUCCUCUUUUUUCUGUGAAGCUCCGUUUUUAAAAGUUAUUAGGGGGUUCAUGUUUGCUAUGAUUGACACCUGAUACAGCCUAUGAGCGUUAAGGGUUUGCGUAGCUCACCCAGGGGAUAUGCUGUUUGAGCCGAGCGUCAUCACAGCGACUCUCCACGACUCUCCCGCCGAAUGCGCACAACUAAUCAAUAUUUGAUAUUGGUAUUGGUCCCGAUACUGAAGAAAAUUCUAGAUCAGGUAUCGUAACAAUGGGCCCGAUGCAUAGGGGCCGAUCUAUUCAGUCUUACUCUGUGAUAUGUGCCAUGAAUGGCAUCCAGAAGUAAACAUGCUGAGUGGAUGGCCACAUUGUUUUCAAAAUGGAGCGAGCAAAGGGGUCUGCUAUCUUGAACUUUAUCACAAUACCUCAGCCUAAAAGCUCAACGGCCACUUGGAAUACCUGCGCAGUAAUCGUUCUGAGAAGCAGUGGCAGAACUUCAGGUUACAACAAAAGGUAAUUCAGCGCGGCUUUUCUGUAUCGGAAUUGGAUCGUAUCGGCCGAUACUUAAAGCUGGGGUAGGCAGGACUCCAUUUAGGAAGCGACUUUUUUGUGAUGUGUAUACAAAAAAGCUUUUAAUAUCAGUCAAUAGCUAUAAGUUAUUGAUGACAUUUGGUAAUAUAACAACAUUGCUGUGUUCUCUUAUGCCUGUGUAGUCAAUAUAAUAAUUUAUAUAUAUAUAAUUUACAUUUUUUAAGCGGCCCAUUCUUUCUGACUGUAAACAAAGCCAUUCUCCACUUCCCCAACCUGAUUGGUUGUGAGGCAAACGCUGCUCCCCAAUGUUGUGAGGCACGCUCCAGGUCCUCGAAUAAUGUUCACAAGCCCAAACAAAGUUGGUGUGCUACAACAUGGGACAGUAGAAACCAACCAGAAAGUACAGAAUUUUUUUGUAAAUCCUCCUUUGGCCACGACAAGCCAGAAAACAAAGUAAAUACCGGAGACUAGGCCUGUCGCGAUAAUCAAUAAAUCGCCUUAUCGCUCGGUAAAUAAAAACGAGGUCGGUCAUUUUGCCAGCCUCGAUAAUUGACGUGCGUUUGUUUUCCUUCUCUCUCGCUACCAAACACGCUGGAUGAGAGAAGAGGUCUCACUCUGCGCAUUGUUCUCGGCAACUGGGGGCGUUGGCUCUAUAGCGGAAUGAACGGAGUUAGUGAACCCUCCUGUCAGUCAUUCAGUGUCUUUGUCACGAGGGGGCUGGCGCGCACAGGCACACAGACACAGACACAGACCUUUGGAUACAGUGCUGCAAGUGAGCGUCGUGAGUGAAAAGCAAGCAAACAGAAUGAACACGACAGCUUUGGUGUCUAAACCGAACGCAACAGCCCAAGUGUGGGAAUAUUUCGGCUUUAAACCAGUUUUGUUUUCGUCAACCACAAAACUCCACGUGUGUGCGCGCGUGUGUGUCUGUGUGUUGGAGGAGCACAGCAGGCUGAUGAGAGCUGUCAGAGCGGACAGAAGCUGCUCCUAUAUGUUUAGCGUUUAACUGACUGAGUUUUGCAACUCUGUUCGUUAUUUUCGUCUCGUCCCAUCAACGUAAACGCACUUUCGUCUCGUCACAUUUUAGUCAUCUCCGACUUACGUUUAGCUCGUCAACGUUACGUCUUCGUCGUGGGUGAAAUUAAAGUUUAUCACUUUUGACACGGUGUACUCGCAUUAUUAUGCCAUUUAAUAUCAUUAUCUAUAAUUUAAAAAACGGUGUCAAUAAUAUCGUUUAUCGGCAAUAAUUUGUAGCACAAUUAUCGUCCAGCAAAAUUUGUUAUCGUGACAGGCCUACCGGAGACUCUGGUGGAAUAGAGUCAAAGUAAGCCAAGUGUCUGUAACAGAGGUGUUUCUUGUCAAACGGGACCUGCUGGGUGUUGUUACACUGCAAAACUGUUUACCCCGGGUCCUGGACUAUGUCACUUUAUCCUAGUUGUAGAAGUCCUGCAAACAUUGUGUUUGCGGUUACCAUGUUGGCAUCUACAGUAGCACCAAUGCUUUUUACUUUCACGUCGACUGGGCCACAUUUGUAAUUAUCUGAAGUAUUUAUCUGCAUUUUAUCUGAAUUUAAUUGAAACGAUAUGAGCAAGCAGGAGAGUCUGUUUGUGGGCGGGGCUUGCUGGAGCAGAGAGGGAGGGGAGAGGAGGAGCUGAGGGGAAAACUGGUUGGGAGGGGUAGUGUUUACAUUCUCCCAAAAACGGGAACUUCCUCAGAUCCUGCCUACCCCACCUUUAACUGUAGAUAUCUGUAUCAGUAUCGGAGGUGAAAAAGGCGGCUCGGUGCAUCCCUAAUUGAAGGAGGAGGAGAAGGAGGAGGAGGUUUUCUGCCUGAGGCUUACAGAAAAGCAGAUUGUAGAGACAUGAGUCAGAGACAAAGCGCUCAGGAAUUCUGCCUUUUUGAUGCAAAUAAUUCAGCAACACUAGAUACACAACAGUAACACUAAAUACACAACAGUUAGUCUAAAUAAACAACAACAGUGACACUAAGUACACAACAAUUAGACUAAAUAAACAACAACAAUGACACUAAAUACACAGUAACCAUCAGCAUGUCAGUCAGAGAACAUAAAUUAAUGGAAGAAAGGAAAAGUCAGUAAUUUAAAUAACAGAUGUUCUUGAGUUAGUUAUAACUGCUUAAGUUCCCACCCCACCCCCACUCUUAAAACCAAUCCUACAGUGACUAACAGUACAGUGAACAACUGACUUUAUUAUUGAAUUUAUUUAUUGAAUUUCCCUUCAGUGAUUAAUAAAGUUCUUCUUCUUCUUUACCAAAAAUAUCAGCAAUUUCCACAGGAAACACAGCUCUGUUAGUCCUCUUCUGUAAUUCAGAAUAAUUAAGGCGUACUGUUUGGGUAGGGUCUUGUUUCCUCCGCAAAGGAGGUUAUGUUUUUGAGUCUGUAGUAAAAAAUUACACAAAAGGAUCUCAAUGAGUUUUAUGAGGUGUCAAAGGUUCAUCCUGAUCCAGACAAAAUCCCGGAUACUGUGAUCCAGAACACACAAAAAUAAGUGCUGACCAUUUGGCUUGAGCACGUGAUGACAUUUCCAGCUUUUCUAGCCAAUCAGAGGCGAAGGAGGCAGGACUUUCCCCGGCAAAAUUCUUCCCUGGGAUUCGUCUUUUUCCCCUGGAAAGUCACAAAAUCGCAUUGGAUAUUUCGUACUUUCGCGUUCUGUAUUCGCAUCGGCCCCGGUGUGUAAGGACCUUUAGACUGCUGUGAGGUUAUCCAAAAAGCUAGUUAAUUAUCACACAGAUCAACAAACACGCAGAUUUGCAUAAAACAGCAAAUAUUCUCUAAGCCGUGCAUGUCAGUUGGAUUACUUUACUGCUGAAAAACUCUUUUUGCCAGUUCAAUAUCAGAGAAAAAUCGAGGGGGAAAGUUUGUAUGAGAUGAAUUUAAUUUUUGAGGUUUGCCUGCAGCUUGCUCUGUUUUGUUGUAGGAGGAGUACUGCAACCAGUCAUCAGGGGGUGCUAUUUUCAUGGAGGCUUCACCCAGCGAAGAGGCAGAAGACCCCCAGUCUAUGUAGUCUAAAGUUAUGCUUUAAAAAAAGUGAAGAAGUUCUGUCACAUAACAUUAAUUCUGACUGAACCUUUUUUGCAGGAAUAUGAAUAUCUGCAGAGAUAAGAAUAACUUAAUAUAUUUAUUUAUCCGUGAAGGGAAAUUCAGUAUGUGGGGAAAGCGCUGCCUGAUCAUGAGGUCGCUGCACCAUGGGGUGCAGUGACCUCAUGAUCAUUAUCUACAGGAUAAGUUGGGAAACUUUUCAAAUGGCGGAACAUUUUCAAAGUGAAACCAAAUCUUAUUCUCCGCAUUUUAUUUCUGAAAAUAUCGGCGAAAGUCUGUGAUUUUUGGCCAAUUACCAAUUAGUCUCAAAUGGGCUAAAAUUGGCCAAUUUAAUCGGCUCGCCGAUAAAUCAGUCGGGCCCUACUAUUCAGCUCUCAGACACUUAGUCGUUGGGGACAUGAUGAAAGUUAAUGUCAUAAUUAGCUUUCUUACAAGCAUUGAAGUGCGCUACUGCACAUGCUUGUUCCGUGAUUGUCUUCUCUACUCCUCCAAGUCUGGCCUGCACAGCGGGGCUCCGGGGGCAGAGCUUGGAUUUGUAAUGUAUGAAAUCUCACUGUGUCUGAGCCUACCUUUUGGGUCUGCCAGAGAUUCACAGCGAUUUGAAUAAAGAAAUACUUCAAAAUGCAAUUUUGCGCUUAGUUUUCUCAUGAUAUGUCGUCUAGCAUAAAAAUAAUGCCAGAUUUUCAUCGGAGUGGAUCUUUAGCUGCUACAUGAUGAGAUUUCUCAGUACAUGACACACAUCUAUUUUUUUACCCCCAACAGGUGAAGAGAGAGGUGGGUGACGUCACCAUCCUGGUGAACAACGCCGGCAUCGUGACAGGAAAGAAGUUCAUGGACGCCCCGGACUCUCUGAUCGAGAAGACAAUGGAGGUCAACACCAUGGCUCACUUCUGGGUGAGUCACAUAUCAAAUCCAGUAAAAAAAGAGGAGAAUGAGGUCUAUUGGAAACUCAUCUGAAAACACGUGUGACUUUGGAGUCAUUUUUAUUCAACCCUUACGAUUUCACUAAAUUUGAAGAAAAUAUGCAAGAAAUGAUUGUUUUUGAAAUAGUUUGUUUUUUGUUUUUCUUGACCAAGAGUCAGAAACCCAAAGAAGAAAUACAUUUUUUAUUUUUAUAUUUAAAUGAACAUGUUUAUUUGAUUGAACAUUUUCUCUCCUCGUCUCUCUUCAGUCUCUCCUCUUCAACAGUUUCUCAUUAUUUCUGUGUUAAAUGUCCUGCUCUCCAUCAACUGUUUUAUCCACUGAAUAACCUUUAUUACGCGAAAAGUUUCUUAACAAAACUGGAGGUCUUGACUUUGGUUGUUUAACAGCUCAGGGUCCUUUUUAGUUUUUCAGGACUUUUCAGCUUCAUUUCAAAUGACCUUAGAAACGGAAGUUCACAAUCAACGCUCACAUUCAGACCUUUAAUAAGCCAUGACCGUAUUUUUCCUGCCCGACAUCAUUCAGAACAUUGAAGCUUCAUGUUAAUAAAAUGUUAAUUCUGAGUGAUUUUCAGAUGACCUCUGACCUCUGUGAGCAUCUCUCAUUUUUGUCUUUUGUUUGUCCCUUUCAGACGUACAAAGCCUUCCUCCCCGCCAUGGUUGCUAACAAUCAUGGUCACCUGGUCAGCAUCGCAAGCUCUGCAGGACUCAUUGGAGUCAAUGGACUGGCAGGUGUGUGUUUUUAAUCUGCUGAAGUGUCUCACAUGUUACUCUGUUUAAAAUACCUUCAGCGCCACCAUAAUCCUGCUCCAGACAGGAGUUUUCUGUACUGCUUUUAGACCAGUUUUGAUGCUUCCAAAGAGAAAAUCCUUAUUAGUUUCCACCAAAGACGCGAGGAUAUCCACUUUCAGCUCGGAAAAGUUUCUAAUCUUUCUGAUAUUUCUCUUUCAUGUUUGACCUCAGUGGGCGAGGCUUCUGAACCAAUAUUUACAGGCGUGACAUGUUAAUGAUGAUUGAUUUCAGCCGCCGCAUUUAUCAAGACCCCAUCAUACAUACGCUGGGUUUGGUCGGAUACGAACCCUUUUAUAAAUCUCAUGUGUGUCCUAUCAUAGGUGAAUCCUGCGCUCAGAUCUGCGCUGAGUUCUACACAAGAUCGAUAAAUGAGGACAAUUGUGUGUGGUACAUGUUCCAGCAUGUUCCUUUCACACCAUCUGUUUUUGUCUUGCGAUUAUUUCAGACGUCAAUAUUUAUUUUUCGAACCCGUAUCCUGUCAAUACAAGUGUUCAAAUCAGCAACGUUUUCCCCUCCUGCGAUAUUGCAGCAUUUAUUUUUUCGGAUCAUGGUUGAUUUUUCUAAAGUUUUGCAGACUGUGUGUCCACUUCUGACCAAUCAGAUUGUGUGUUGUUGCGACGUCUGAUUCACUGGUAUAUCCAACCAGCUGAUUGUUUUCGUGUCCCGAGAACCGAGUACUUUUUGAUAAAAAACACAAAUAUUACAAAGAUAACGACCUGAAGGACAACUUGUGGUUUGUGUGCUUUAACAGUUUGCUAAACGUCUUUGUUUUAACUUUCAUCUGUGCUAACACAAGCUAACGGUUGUUACCAUAGUUUCAUGUGCUUAUCUGGUACUGGCCCCGACUCAGUACAUGCUAUCAUGACAGAAAGCCAUCUCAACACUAGUGUCUAGUGUCUAGUCCUCUGCCUCUUCAAACUUGGAGCUAAUUUUUUCAGCAGGACUUUAAGUUGUCUAACGGAAAUCCAAAAACAGGUUCUUAAGCAACCGUGGUACAGUUUCAGCUCCUGAACCAAGCAGUGAAACUCAAAAAUAAGUGUGUUUUUUUUUCUUGUAUUAAAAAUGUAUUUAUUGAUUAAUCAGAAGGGAAAGCUCAGGCAUUCUCAACUGGUACCAGAAGACCUCUAUCUUUCAACCUUUGUUGUGAGUUAAGUUGGCUUUUACCCCUCCUCUUUGAUCGAUCUUCCCUCAGCUUUAAAAAAAACAUGAUGGAGACAGUUAUGGGCUGCUAUUUAGACGUGUGAACUUCAGGAUUGAAGAAGUCACACAAAAAAACACAGGAGUCUCUGUUUUUAAUGUUUUGGUAGUGUUAAAGUUUGAUGCUAUGAAUAUAGUGUUUAACAGAAGUCUGACUGAUGUGACGUGGAUUCAAGUUGAGUAAGAACAGGGGAAGUGUGUGUGUGUGUAUUUGUGUAUUUGAAGGGGAAGGUCAGUGUUUGUUGAUUACUGGAGAUAAACUUUGGAGGCUGAAGUUCAUGUCACACUGCAGAUAAAAAGCUGCACUUCUCCAUUUUAAAUUACUAAACACACACACACAGACACACACAGUUAUCAUGUAUACUGCUUAUGACUCAUACUUCUGCUAUCUCUGAUAACGCCCCGUUAGAGAGUCUGAAUGAUCUUUAACCUGUAGGAUAAAUUCAGAGUCCACUGACAGCCCUGUUAUUACCCUCUGACUGACGUCUCACCUACAUGUCUCACACACAGGUGAGUUGUAUUACCUGUGUGGUCAAGACUCUUUUAACAGGGUUGUGCUAAGCUAAUGUAACCCCUCCUAACCAACUAUCAUAAUAAUGACACAAAGUACCUUUGGAUCAUUUGACCCCAGACAGAAGAGCAGGUGACAGCUUUAUCUGAUUACCAAGAGGUGACGCGACGGUGGGGGGAGGGGUCACAAUCCAAAUGGCAGUCCUCCAUUCUUACCCCGGCCAGACAGUUGACCACUAUUUUACACUUUUCAGGGUUUUAAAAUAAAUCAGUCUGUUUCCCUUGUCAAAUGUAGAAAAACAUUUUAAAAUGAUGAAACCUGAAGUAGUUCUCCGAUUUUUUUGUACAUUUAGUUCAGCAGCUGCAAAGUAUUCAGUCCAUCUCCACAAAUGUCAGGAAGCUUUGCUAAAUGUUGAUCAAAACUAAAUUCAGUGGGCAGCAAAUGAUUUACACCCCAUGUUCUGUCUAUUUGAUCAGAUUUUCACCAUCAGGGGUCUCAGUCAUAAUUGAAGUUGAAGUUUGAUUAAUUGUCCAUCAUUAGGGAAAAGCUGAAUGAGUUUCUGUACAGGGGAAAAAAAAACAAAGGAGCAUGGUGUCCAGUACGUACAUGUGAGUGUGUUAGUGGACCUGCAGAGCCGCAGUGAAAAUGUGAAAUCAAUCUGAACUGUUACUUAGGAGGAUUCAUUUGAUUUUGAAUGAUUCCAAUUCCGAUUCCUCGUUUCGAUUCCGAUUCCUAACGAUUCUUUCUUUCGAUUCUUUCAAAAGGCAGGAUAUAAAAAAACAAACAAACGCAUGGUUUAAAUAAGGGUGUUAACCGUAGUUCUUCUUUUUGGAUGAAAUUUAUGAACUUCUCCAUGAAUCUUUAAAUUAUAUUAACUUUUUAAGAACUUUACUAUGAAUUUCUCACAUUUUCAACCAGUAUAUAAAAAUCAUUUUUUGUUGUCAGGUCGUUUGUCUAUGAAAAAGUACAAGGCCUAACGUUAGUUGGAUAUUUCAGCUGACCCACCAUACACAGUACAAUUUGUUUGCCACUUCAAAGUAAGCAGAAGACAGAAGUUAUUUAUUGUUUCAAUGAUCUAAUUCUGGCUGGUUUGCGGAACACCGGUGUUGUGCUGUAGAAUGCACAACCUCCACUCAUUAACUUCUUAAAGUGGAAGAAAAUGAUCUCAUAAUAAAAAAAACACGGAUAUUAGAUCAUGACAACAUGUCAAAUGGAGCAGCAAACUUUCGUUUUGUUUUUAUGUGUCUCAAAAAUGCACACAUAGAGGUGUACUUAAGUAUAUAUCUGUACAAUAAGCUGUCAAGGUAGAGAACAUUAUAUUUUUGGGGUAGCAAAUAUUCAGAAUCAGAGGACUAUUGUUUUCGGCAUAUCUGAAUAGCCUGAAUGAAAUCAUUAAAGGCAACCGCUUUAGUUCCGUCUAACAGUAAGAAAAACUUGGAUUAUUUCGCCUUGUUAAGCGCUUUCAACCACGCUCCCGUCAGGGGGGCAUUCUACGACAGGGGUGCAUUCUACGACACAACACUGGCGAAGCGCGUCAAAGACAGGCAUUUGGGUAUUUCUCCCCCAUGAAUCCUGAGGUGUUUAAUCAUGUUGGCCGUUUACCCUCCUUUGCAUGAUAUAACUGUAUUGCUAAUGUUGCACUGAGAUAAGAGUUCAUUCCUCCUGCUAAAGUUAGCCAAACUUCUGACCACAGCGACUGCAUUGCUGUGGGUUGUAAUGCACUCUCUCUCUCUCUCUCUCUCUCUCUCUUACUCUCUGUCUCUCUUCUAUCUCUCUCUCUCUGUGGCUUCGUCUCAUACGCUCCGUCCUCGUUGGUGUUCGGUGGCUAUUUCUUCCGGUCGACGGACUCUGGCAUCGAAACUUGGAAUCGAAAAUUUAAAAUUUGAACGAUACCGGGAGAAUUGAAAUGUUAGUCCCGAUCCCCAUUGAUACUCGAUUCUCGAUACCCAACCCUAGUCUCUCUCUGUACCUAAUUUAGGAGAAUAAAUUGUAUUAUACCUCAAGUAAUCUGCAGUAAUCUAAUGAAGACAUUAAGGUUCUGACACUUCUUACCCUCCUAACAACACACCACUGGCAGGGUUUUGUCAAGGUUGUCCAAAGAGGUUAAAGUGAAGGUGCUCCACAGCUGCAGAGUCCUCAAAAUGAGCUGUAUUUGUUCAUGAGGUCUUUAUACUAUGGCUUUACAAUAUUACAAUAUGUUGCCUGCUUGCAGUAUCCCUAAAUAUCCCAAUAUGUUUAUUUGUCAGCCCCUAUCAUAUUGCCAGAUUAUUUCUGAUUGACAGCUCCACUCUUCACCCUCCUCGGUUUGAUUCUGCUCCUUUAAGCUUCUGGAGAAGUUUCACCACUUCAGAUCUAUGAAAUGGUGAAAUCGAGUGAACUCUCACCGACUUGUGUGGAGUUUAUCUGGAGCUGAUAGUCAGAGCUGCAGUGUUUGAGGUGAAAGUUUUCCUGUAUGGAUUCUCUGAUAAUCUGAGGGGAAACCUGAUAGCCUGAGCUCUCUGACAGUCAGUUUAUCUUUCUCUGCAUACAGCUGAAAACUCGGCCUCUCACUGUAAAGACUCACUGCCUUUGAAUCUCAGUGAUAGGUACAGCUCAGAGUCUACACAGUGGACCUCAUUCCUGUAAAUAUCACCUCAGGGUCAGGUCAUUUUUCUGCUCUGAUAAAGAGGCACACCUACUUUAGUAAUCUGUGUUGUUUCACAGCAAAUAUUGAAUCUUAUAUUUUUAAUGUGUUCUCUUCAAAUGAACGUCUUCUCUCAAUCUGUUUAUUUAGCUCCUGAGUAAAAAGCUGCAGCCAGCAGCUAAAAUGAAACAGUUUGUGUGUGUUCAUGAACACAGGUCAUGAUGUAGGCUGGUCUCUUCCUUCCUCCUCUACAGAUCAGACUCACAGAGCCACAGUCAUACAGUGCAGAUUACUGAGAAGCACUCUGAUCAGGAUGUGGUGAGAUCAGGUUAAAGAUCAGAGUGAAGGUUUUUGCUGUCCUGAUCAACUGUUUCCUGUCAGACGGUGAUGAGAGUCCGUUUUAUCAGUAAAAAAAGGUCACAAUGGGCUCUGAGGAGAAAACUCCUGAAUAUUGGGUCAUGGUUCUAAAUAAAAAAAGACAAUAAUCCAGAAAAAAAGACAAAAUUUUGAGUUAAUAAAUCAUAAACUUUGGGGUUAUUGUUGUCUUAUAAGUCAUCUUAUGCAGAACUCUCAAAAAUCACCGCUUUUUAAAGUCAUGAUUUCAGCUUUUUAUCUUGUAGUUCUGACAGAUAAUUUUAUAUUCAUGACUGUAAAUAUUAUCAUUUUGACUUUUUAUGGAAAAACUUAGGCUAUUUUCUUUUUUGAAACACUGUCAUUUUAUACAUAUAUAUAUAUAUAUAUAUAUAUAUAUAUAUAUACAUUCGUGUGUGUAUAAAUAUAUAUAUAUACACAUAUAUAUAUACACUCACCGGCCACUUUAUUAGGUACACCAUGCUAGUAACGGGUUGGACCCCCUUUUGCCUUCAGAACUGCCUCAAUUCUUCGUGGCAUAGAUUCAACAAGGUGCUGGAAGCAUUCCUCAGAGAGCUUGGUCCAUAUUGACAUGAUGGCAUCACACAGUUGCCGCAGAUUUGUCGGCUGCACAUCCAUGAUGCGAAUCUCCCGUUCCACCACAUCCCAAAGAUGCUCUAUUGGAUUGAGAUCUGGUGACUGUGGAGGCCAUUUGAGUACAGUGAACUCAUUGUCAUGUUCAAGAAACCAGUCUGAGAUGAUUCCAGCUUUAUGACAUGGCGCAUUAUCCUGCUGAAAGUAGCCAUCAGAAGUUGGGUACAUUGUGGUCAUAAAGGGAUGGACAUGGUCAGCAACAAUACUCAGGUAGGCUGUGGCGUUGCAACGAUGCUCAAUUGGUACCAAGGGGCCCAAAGAGUGCCAAGAAAAUAUUCCCCACACCAUGACACCACCACCACCAGCCUGAACCGUUGAUACAAGGCAGGAUGGAUCCAUGCUUUCAUGUUGUUGACGCCAAAUUCUGACCCUACCAUCCGAAUGUCGCAGCAGAAAUCGAGACUCAUCAGACCAGGCAACGUUUUUCCAAUCUUCUAUUGUCCAAUUUCGAUGAGCUUGUGCAAAUUGUAGCCUCAGUUUCCUGUUCUUAGCUGAAAGGAGUGGCACCCGGUGUGGUCUUCUGCUGCUGUAGCCCAUCUGCCUCAAAGUUCGACGUACUGUGCGUUCAGAGAUGCUCUUCUGCCUACCUUGGUUGUAACGGGUGGUUAUUUGAGUCACUGUUGCCUUUCUAUCAGCUCGAACCAGUCUGGCCAUUCUCCUCUGACCUCUGGCAUCAACAAGGCAUUUCCACUCACAGAACUGCCGCUCACUGGAUAUUUUUUCUUUUUCUGACCAUUCUCUGUAAACCCUAGAGAUGGUUGUGCGUGAAAAUCCCAGUAGAUCAGCAGUUUCUGGAAUACUCAGACCAGCCCUUCUGGCACCAACAACCAUGCCACGUUCAAAGUCACUCAAAUCACCUUUCUUCCCCAUACUGAUGCUCGGUUUGAACUGCAGGAGAUUGUCUUGACCAUGUCUACAUGCCUAAAUGCACUAAGUUGCCGCCAUGUGAUUGGCUGAUUAGAAAUUAAGUGUUAACGAGCAGUUGGACAGGUGUACCUAAUAAAGUGGCCGGUGAGUGUAUAUCUGUACAGUAAGCUGUCAAGGUAGAGAACAUUAUAUUUUCGGGGCAGCAAAUAUUCAGAAUCAGAGGACUAUUGUUUUCGGCAUAUCUGAAUAGCCUGAAUGAAAUCAUUAAAGGCAACCGCUUUAGUUCCGUCUAACAGUAAGAAAAACUUGGAUUAUUUCGCCUAGUUAAGCGCUUUCAACCAUGCUCCCGUCAGGGGGGCAUUCUACGACAGGGGUGCAUUCUACGACACAACACUGGCGAAGCGCGUCAAAGACAGGCAUUUGGGUAUUUCUCCUCCAUGAAUCCUGAGGUUUUUAAUCAUUUUGGCCGUUUACCCUCCUUUGCAUGAUAUAACUGUAUUGCUAAUGUUGCACUGAGAUAAGAGUUCAUUCCUCCUGCUAAAGUUAGCCAAACUUCUGACCACAGCGACUGCAUUGCUGUGGGUUGUAAUGCACUCUCUCUCUCUCUCUCUCUCUCUCUCUCUCUCUCUCUCUCUGUCUCUCUUUUAUCUCUCUCUCUGUGGCUUGGUCUCAUACGCUCCGUCCUCGGUGUUCGGUGGCUUCUUCUUCGUUGGUGUUCGGCGGCUAUUUCUUCCGGUGGACGGAUUCUGGCAUCGAAACUUGGAAUCGAAAAUUUAAAAUUUGAACGAUACCGGAAGAAUUGAAAUGCUAGUCCUGAUCCCCACCGAUACUCGAUUCUCAAUACCCAACCCUAGUCUCUCUGUACCUAAUUUAGUACACAGUAAAUUGUAUUAUACCUCAAGUAAUCUGCAGUAAUCUAAUGAAGACAUUAAGGUUCUGACACCUCUUACCCUCCUAACAACACACCACUGGCAGGGUUUUGUCGAGGUUGUCCGAAGAGGUUAAAGUGAAGGUGCUCCACAGCUGCAGAGUCCUCAAAAUGAGCUGUAUUUGUUCAUGAGGUCUUUAUACUAUGGCUUUACAAUAUUACAAUAUGUUGCCUGCUUGCAGUAUCCCUAAAUAUCCCAAUAUGUUUAUUUGUCAGCCCCUAUCAUAUUGCCAGAUUAUUUCUGAUUGACAGCUCCACUCUUCACCCUCCUCGGUUUGAUAGCUGCUCCUUUAAGAUUCUGGAGAAGUGGGUAGUUUAGGGACAGCAGACAGUUUUAAAAACUAACAGGGUAGAACUGGAGUAAGAUUUUACAAUAAAAUGUCAGAGUUAAGGAAUCUAAAUGUGAAGAGGUAGGGAAAGAGCAUGUGAAAACUGCCCUCAGGAGUAGAAGGUGCUCAGCUGCCUCCAGAAUUAAACCAGCAAGUGAGCUCUUGCUUCUUUUAGUCAAAGUACAAGAAUUACAGACAACAGAGAGCAGAAAAUCAUAAUCACUGUAGAAUAAUUAUGUUUCACCACUUCAGAUCUAUGAAAUGGUGAAAUCGAGUGAACUCUCACCGACUUGUGUGGAGUUUAUCUGGAGCUGAUAGUCAGAGCUGCAGUGUUUGAGGUGAAAGUUUUCCUGUAUGGAUUCUCUGAUAAUCUGAGGGGAAACCUGAUAGCCUGAGCUCUCUGACAGUCAGUUUGUCUUUCUCUGCAUACAGCUGAAAACUCGGCCUCUCACUGUAAAGACUCACUGCCUUUGAAUCUCAGUGAUAGGUACAGCUCAGAGUCUACACAGUGGACCUCAUUCCUGUAAAUAUCACCUCAGGGUCAGGUCAUUUUUCUGCUCUGAUAAAGAAGCACACCUACUUUAGUAAUCUGUGUUGUUUCACAGCAAAUAUCUUAAAGAAAUCAGAAUCUUAUAUUUUUAAUGUGUUCUCUUCAAAUGAACGUCAUCUCUCAAUCUGUUUCUUUCGCUCCUGAGUAAAAAGCUGCAGCCAGCAGCUAAAAUGAAACAGUUUGUGUGUCUUCAUGAACACAGGUCAUGAUGUAGGCUGGUCUCUUCCCUCCUCCUCUACAGAUCAGACUCACAGAGCCACAGUCAUACAUUCAGUGCAGAUUAUUGAGAAGCACUCUGAUCAGGAUGUGGUGAGAUCAGGUUAAAGAUCAGAGUGAAGAUUUUUGCUGUCCUGAUCAAGAUCAACUGUUUCCUGUCAGACGGUGAUGAGAGUCCGUUUUUAUCAGUAAAAAAAGGUUACAAUGGUCCCCGAGGAGAAAACUCCUGAAUAUUGGGUCAUGGUUCUAGAUAAAAAAAGACAAUAAUCCAGAAAAAAAGACAAAAUUUUGAGUUAAUAAAUCAUAAACUUUGAGGUAAUUGUUGUCUUAUAAGUCAUCUUAUGCAGAACUCUCAAAAAUCACCACUUUUUAAAGUCAUGAUUUCAGCUUUUUAUCUUGUAGUUCUGACAGAUAAUUUUAUAUUCAUGACUGUUAAUAUUAUCAUUUUGACUUUUUAUGGAAAAACAUUGGCUAUUUUCUUAUUUUAAGUUUUGAAACACUGUCAUUUUAUAUAUAUGUAUAUAUAUAUAUAUAUAUAUAUAUAUAUAUAUAUAUAUAUAUAUAUAUAUAUAUAUAUAUAUAUAUAUAUAUAUAUGUUUGACUUUAUUUCCAAUAGUUCAGACUUUUAUCUUAUAAUUUCACAUUAUUGUCAUCAUUUUAACUCUUUAUUCAUAAUAAUGAGACUGUCUGUCUCUUGAAUUUGGCUUUCUGUUUCAUAAUUAUGGCUUUUUAUCUCAUUAAUUUUUUUUCACCCAAUUAUUUUGACUCUUUCACAGUUUUUACUUUCUGUCUCAUAGUUUUUAUUAUCUAUCAUAAUAUCUAUCAUUUAAUAUCUAUCAUUUAUUCUUUUUAAUCCAAUGAUUUUUAUUUCAUUUAAAAUUUUUACCUUUUUUGUAUCCUAAUGUACUAUUUUUAUGUUACACUUUGAUAUCACAUCUCCUGAUUUUGACUUUGUGGCCCUUUAAUUUUCACUUUUUUAUUAUUUUGACUUCCCAGCUGAUCCCAGAUAAUUUUGACUGUUUUUGCAGUUUUGUUGACAUCUUGUAACAUAACUUCUAAUAUAUUUCUGACUUGUACAGUUUAGAUUCCCCCCUUCCCCAGGCAGGUCUCACUCUGUUGAAUUUUAACCAGCCUGGCAGAAAUCUUCCUGCACAGACUGGCUUCAGAUAAUUUAUUACGGCUCAUUUUCUCUUCUUUUGCUGUUUCUCUCUGCAGAUUACUGUGCCAGUAAGUUUGCAGCCGUGGGUUUUGCAGAGUCCGUGGGUCUGGAGUUGUUGGCAUUGGGGAAAGACGGCGUGAAGACCACCAUUGUUUGCCCAUACUUCAUCAACACGGGGAUGUUUGACGGAUGCCAGACCAAGUAUGUCUUUGUUAAAUCGUUUGAAUUGAAUGUCCGCCGUAUCCGCUCUGUGACAAUUUAUUUCCACCUGUUUGUUAUGGAGCAUGUUGUUCUUCACGCUGGUGUUUGUCAGGCUGGUCAGCUCUGUGUCCCAUUAUUUCAGUCUGAGAGCAGAGAGAUCAUCAUGAUAUACACUUCAAACUUGGAUGGAGACACCACUCUCAUCACAGAGUCAAUCAACUUCUCUUUGACUCGCUCUGAUGGCCUCAGUCAUCAGCUGAGCUCAGCGCUGCUCAUUCUGAACCAACUGAUCAGAUCAGCUCAUCGCUCUUCAUGUCAUUUCUCCAUCACAAGCUCACACAUGGUCACCUGUUUCCCCUUUUUUCCGAUCAUAUUAGCACAGUGCUGAAUGCUCACAGAGAUGGUUCCUGCGUCCUUCACUCUGAUUGUUAACCUCCUCCACUUCAGACCCCAGAGAGAGUGAGAGAGUGGACGCCCAUAGAUUUUCAUGUUCCUGCUUAUUACAGCGUGUGUCUGAGUGUGUACCAGUGCAUUCAGACGGUCAUUCAGCUCAGAGGUUAGAGCCCGGCUGCGAUGGUCUGCUCAGAAGAUGAGGGGUCAGGAUCACAGUUUAUGUAAGACAGUAUCAGAGAAGAGGAGUUGUGUGAAACUUUAACGGAGCAUGAAAUCGAGCUGCAAGGUAAAACUCAGAGGCGUCAGAGCUAGACAGACUUUAAUUUAUCAUCGCUGUUAUGAAGUGGACAUCAGACUAACCUGUCUGUGAAAAAAACAGAAAGAGACCGAGAGAAUAAAAUCAAGUUGCAGAGUCACAGAUUGAAAUCUAUUUUAACUAAAAAUAUUAGAUAUUGAAACUAUGCCAUGAAUAUUAUCCGCUCAUUUACAAUUUGGUGUCGGCAAGACAUUUGUUAAAAGUUAGAGGAACAAUCAAACGGGUACAAAGUUGUGUAAUUCUGAAAAAAAACAUCUGGAGGGACAUCUCCAACUAAUGGUUAGGUUAAGGGCGCAUUCACACAACCUUCGUUUAGUCCGGUUGAACCGAACCGUGGAGCGUUUACCCCCUUGGUGCGGUUCGUUUGGGUCGGUGUGAAUGCUGACCUCAAACUCUGGUCCGCCUGAAGAGGUGGUCUCGGACCACUUUCAAGUGAACUCUGGAGCGGUUCAUUUCUGGUGUGAACGUCAUCCACACCAAUCACAGGAAACGCACCAUACACUCUCAUUAAUGCCUGUCACCGUCUCGUCUUUAUCCGUCUACUCCGGAAUGUAAAAAUUAAUGCCGCAGUUCGCGCUUGAUGGCUAACAAACCGUUCACAUGCACGAUUGACUAGCGUCUUUUGAUACGCGCUCCAGAUGAGUAGUAAAAGCUAAAUCAACCUACGAUGCUCCAUCACAGGUGAAGACAGCAGAGCGGGGUUUGUAUUCCCGCAUAAACUAAUGACCAAUAACCGAACGAUGUUCGCGGUCACGUGACUUCCGGUUCCGUUUUUACGUUGGAGCGAUUGAGUUUGUCCUUUGAGAACGCAAACCGGACCAGUUAAACAAUCAGCACAAAUGUAUCGUCUUGCCUUGGAUUCGAAUCAGGAAAAGGACCUUUAGGUGUGAACAUGACCUAAUUCCCAACAGGUUAGUAAAAUGACUGAGAGGCUGAGUCUCUCAGAAGAAAAGUGGAAGAGGUUCACCACUCAGUGAGAGACUGUGCAAGCUAAUAGUUCAACAGUUUCAGAAAAUUGUGCCUGAGUGUCAAAUAUGAAAGAAUGAGUGGAUAUCAUCAUCUACAGAACAUAACCUCAUUAAAAGACUCAGAAAAUCUGGAGAAAUCUCUGUACUAAAGGGACAAGGACCAAAACCAAGACUGGAUGGUUCUAUCUUCUGACCCUUAAGCAGCACUGCAUUAUAAACAGACAGGACUCUGGAGUGGGAACCACUGCAUGGACUCCAAAUCACUUCAAAAACCGUUGUAUUGUGAACACAGUUCAUCACUGUAUCCACAAAUGAGGUUAAAACUGGACCAUACGAAGAGGAAACCAAAUAGAAACAGGAUCCAGAAACACCAGAGACUUCUCUGGAGCUGAGCCCAUUUCAGGUGGACUGACGAGAAGAGCAAAACUGUCCUGUGGUCCGACCAAUCAAAAUCUGACAUUCUUUUUGGAAAUCUUGGAUGCUGUAUCCUCUGCUCUAAAGAAUAGAGAACUCACUUACAUUUACCAUUUAUUUAAGUGUUUGUGAAAGAAGAGCUAAAAACCUCAUCCUGGCUGGAACUACUUUUUACAAACAUGUUGGUGACAGCAUGUUUAAGAUGAGCAGAGAUUUUUUUUAUUCAACAAUAACAUUUUUCAGUUUCAGCCUCUGUCCCAUCAUCUCUGGAGUGAGAGUAUAAAAACUGAUCACAGGUCUUUCUCAAUAAAAGCAGAUUAACAGUGGGACCCUCUUAUAGGGGUCUUGUUAAUCAUUUUGACUGACAGCUGCUCAAAUAUUACCUGUCUCGGUCUGUGGAGCUGGAGGCUGCUGGUCUGCUGAUUAUCCCUUAUCUCUUUAGUCAUCUUGUCUCAUGAUGAAGUGAAGUUUUCAGGUUGUUAUCCAGCAGCCUGCAGGCAGAUAACUCUGCUAUAACCAGAGGUGACAGAAAACAACAGCACAGAUAACAUCUGGAGAAUAACAAACAGCUCAACAUACAGACUCUGUGAAAUGUCCCACCCCAGAAGGGUGUUUUUUACUUCCUGAAGCAACACUGACGUAAGUUGUUGUUGAGAGGUUCAGACAUUAGAUGCAUAAAAUAUGUAUGAGGAGUAGAUAUGUUGUUCUUGACGGCUACUCUUUGGAUUACAAGCAGUUCAAAUUUUAAAACUGACUUUAAGUGAAGCUGCUGGUGGAGGGAUUUCCGUCUUUUUUUUUGCCAACAGGAGACAUGUCCCUGUCUGUGCCCUCAGUCACCUUUAGAUAAAACAGCUCUAUAUGAACUAAACAAAUCAAAUCAAGUCUGGUGGAUUGAAACAUGCUGACUCAGGACCCUCAGGCCAAUGUUUACAACAGGGUGCAUGAGAGUUCCUGUAAAGACAGAGGGCACAAAUCUCACUGUUUCACCACCAUCACAAUAUUUCCUGACAGCAGCCACACCAACCAGACUCUCUGCAGCAUCUCUGCGGACUAGGCCCCGAUGGAUAUGGAUUUUUUUGGGGCCAAUGCUGACACCGAUUAUGAGGGGGAAAAAAUCUGAUUAUCGAUUAAUCGGCCGAUUUUUAAUUUUUUUUUAUGAAGUUAUGAAAAAAAAUAAAUAUAUAUAUACUGUAGAUAUACUUUAGGCUACUGGUCUUCAAGCCGACAGGAAAACUGAAUGAUCAAAGUCGGACUAGAAAAGCGUUUUCAACUACCGGUCUCGGUGUGAAAGGACCAUGAAUCAGGGAACUUUUUAAAUGGUGGAACCAUAGACUGUAUAAAGAAUGGACAGAGUCUGCCUCCUUGCUGGGUGAAGCCACUCCGAGAACAGCACCCUCUGGUGAUGGGCUGCAGUAAAGGUCAUAAAUCCCGCCUCCUCCAGCAAACCUUGUGGAGCUGUGGACAAACUUUAGAAAUUUAUUACACAGAACAUUAUUUUUUCUCCCCCCUGCUUGCGAUGUUGACAUGUAGUUACAGUUAGACUGGUUUGUGCUCAAGUCCUCUUUUUUUUCUGUACAGCUCCAUUUUUAAAAGUUAUUAGGGGGUUCAUGUUUUUUUUUUAUUGACACCUGAUACAGCCUAUGGGUGUUCAGGGAUUGCGUAGCUCUCCCGGGGGAUACGCUGUUUGAGCCAAGCGUCAUCACAGCGACCCUCUGUGACUGCGUAGCCGAAUGUGCGCAUCGCUACUGCGCAGCGCUGGUUUCAGGAAAUCUUAUUCUCCGCAUUUUAUUUCUGAAAAUAUCAGUGAAAAUGGCGAGUUUUGGCCGAUUACCGAUUAGUCUCAAACGAGCUAAAAUUGGCAGUACUGCAGACAUUCAAUUCAAUUCAACAUUUGUUUAAGGUAUUUAAGUCAAGCUUUUAGUCUGGGUUUGUAAUGUAAAUGGAUACCGGUUUUGCACAUCAGUCAUUGGUCUCAUAGAGGACUGAUAACCAGUAUUAGUAUUGGCCUUGUAAACCAGUGUGGGUUGACCCGUAGAAAAAGCUGCCCACUGUUGAGAGUGGAAACAUGAAUUCAUGCCUCAGGUCUGCUUUCUGACUGGCAGAGCUGAUCUUUGUUAAAAUCUGUCCCUCCUCCUGGUCCCCUCCUCAGGUCCUGAGGUCCAGAUGUAAAGGUGUUGGCUGACCAGUGACUGUCUUCAUUUUUGUCUUCCUUCAUUAACUCAUCCAGCAGACCCCCCCUCCCCAUGUCAGCACAGACACCUGGCCUGUCACGUCCUGCUCCUCACAUCUCUACCUCAGGUCCUUUUUGAAUAAAAAAAAAAAUGCCACAGCAUGCUCUGUGUGAGGAGAGGUGUACAUGUUCAGAUAAAUACUAACAUGCAUCCCAGUUACAGUGGAUAUAAAAAGUCUACACAUCCCUGUGCAACUGCCAGGUUUUCAUGAUAUAAGAAAAUGACAGCAAGAUAAACAUUUUCACAACUUCUUCCACCUUUAAUGUGACCUAUAACCUGUAAAACACAAUUGAAAAACAAACAGAAAUCUUUCAGGGAGGUGAAGUAAAAAUAAACAACUGAGAUCAUGUGGUUGCACAAGUGUGCACACCCUUUAAUAACUGGGGAUGUGGCUGUGUUCAGAUUUAACCAAUAACAUUCAAACUCAGGUUAAAUUGGAGUCCGCACACACCUGUCACCAAUUAAAGUGCCUCUGAUUAACCCCAAAUUAAGUUCAGCUGUUCUAGUAACUUUUCCUGACAUUUUUGUAGACACAUCUUCCAGCACAAGUCAUGGUCCACAGAGAGCUUCCAAAGCAUCAGAGGGAUCUCAUAUUGCAUGAACAGGGGUAUGUGGACUUUCUAUAUCCACUGUAUCUCUGCUCAGAGUAGAGGUGGGCGGGGCAUGGAUUGGAUUUGUGUGACAUCAUGACUUGGAGCUCGAUGUCCCAGAGAUAACCAAAGCUGUGAAAACUCUCCUCAUAAGUCAAUCUCUCUGAACACGCCCACACAGUCAGGGCUGAUUUGUUGUCAGGAGAAGGAAUCUGUUCAAGCCCCGCCCCAUCCACAUGUACAUGAUAUCAGAGGAGAGGCAGCUGUUUUUAGGAGCUUUUCUGACCACAAAACCCUGACAACCUAACAGUGACGCACACUUCCCCUCAGGUUAAACAGGACAAGUGUUCUUGUGUAAUACAAGGCGUCUGAUUUAAAGACAUGAAAUGCUUCCUGAAGUUCUAAAACUGUAAACACUGGUAGAAAAUAGAGUCUUUAAAGUGAGAUUUAGAUAUCUAAACAGGAAAUGAGUUCAGAGGCAGCUCUGUUACUGUCACAUAUCAAAACAGCUGUACCUGAAAAGAGACCAAAGCAAAUCCUCCAGAGCUCCACAGGUGUGCAGAUUGGUUCUGAAUCUGCCCUCUGAAAGAACAUGAGUUGUCAUGUUCCUCUGUUUCAUUAAUAACACCUUCACUUCAUACCUACAACUCAUCCACAGGUGACAGGUGAGGACAUGAACUCAUUAGAGCAGAGGAAUCUAGUGGGUGUAGGUGAGUGGCUCAGAGCUGACAGAUGAUGUAUUGUUGAUAUCUUAAUCCCGGUUCUGCUCUUCAUCAGGUGGCCGAGUGUGCUGCCCAUCCUGGAUCCAAAGUAUGCGGUCAAGAAGAUCAUCAAUGCCGUGCUGACAGACCAGGUGUACCUGCUGAUGCCCAGGAGCAUGUACUUGAUCACUGCGCUUAAAAAGUGAGUGUCAGACUGUCCUUUCACUGAGCUGAGCUGAUGCUACACACCUUUAACUUCACCUGCGCACUCACUGUUCACUGUUUCUGCUCUCUCAUCUAAAACACUCAUACAGCAGCCAUCUUCCUCUGAUGUAAGGCUCAGGCUGGAGGCUCACGUGCUGUUUUGAUAACUGUAUACUCUAAUGCUGCUGUUACAGGUUGAAAGUCACUUAAAGGCAUGGUUAACAACUGGAGAGAUUGGUAAUUAAUGUGAACCUCGUUAAUACGGCGAUCAUGGUCCUAUUGUGCGAUGUCAACAAAGUGAAGAGAAAAAAUAAUGGAAAAAAAAUCUGUCCAUCCUAGCAGGUGCAGGGCUGCAAAAACAUUGACCAAUGGGAGCCAUCCGUCCCAGACAGCUCCUAUUGGUCAAUCUCCUGCCCCACCUCUCUAUCUAAUCACCUGGCUGUAUACACCCCUCUCCCGUAGUUCCGACGCGUCCCCUCCCACUCUACCAGCCCUCCUCAGAGCUCUGAGCGGCUAAAAGUAGUGAAGCAGCUUAGCUACAGGAGCUGAGAAGGAGAAGAACAGAAAAAAACACUUCUGCUUGCCCCACCACCUAUAGUGGGAAGAAAACACAAGCCGACAGAAGAAAGGACAGAGUCGAAGAGGAAAUUUGACCAAGUGAGGAAUCGAACUCGAAUAAACAUCGGGUCAUCCUCCAAGGUGGAGAAAGCUCCACCAGGAUUUGGGCCUAAAAACAGACACCGAGACAGCAGAGUAUUUAUUGAAAUGGUAACUUUUAUCGCCUUUUAUCGUGUCACAUGUUACAUAAAUAACUCUUAUCAGUCUCUGCAAUGUCAACACGGUAGCUGUCCAGGCUAUUUGAAGCUAGCGUAGGAUCUUCUGCCGGCUGGCUUCUCGCUCUGCCAGAGGUGGUGUGUCGUGGGGAGGGUGAUACAGGUUCAGGGGGGAGUUAUCGAGGAGCACAGAGGAAAGAGGUUUGUGUGUGGGAGUUGGGGCGUUUUUUCAAAUCUGCCUCAACGAUCGUCAACCAUGCCUUUAAAUUUCAAGUGGCUACAAAGAAGAAUAGUAGUGAAAAUCUGAAGCAAUUUGGCCUCAUUUCAAUGAUGGAACUGAUGCUACCUGGUGGAUGUAACAAAAAAUUGAAGCCCUGAGUCUAAAGGUCUGUACACACCGGGGCUGACACAAACGUAGAACGUGAAAUCACGAAAUAUUCCGAGGCGAAUUUUGACGGGCCUGACUAUACACAUCAAGCCUGUUGCGAUUUUGCGACUUUCUGGGGGGGAAAAGACGUGUCCCAGGUGGAAGUGAGAAAACUGACACAACAGCAGACUGACUGUUUUUCAGUUCUGAUUUGACACUAGUGUUGAGAUGACUGUCUGUCAUGAUAGCAUGUACUGAGUCGGGGCCAGUACCAGAUAAUCACAUUAAACUAUAAUCCAUAAACGUAAGGUAACAACUGAGACCUAAUGGUGCUGUGACAGCAACACUGUGAUUGAGUUUGAGACAGUGAAAAUACUUAUGGUAUGUUGUAUCUGAACAGGUUAGCUUACGAGCUAAAGUUACUUAGCACAGAUGAAAGUUAAAACAAAGACGUCUAGCAAACUGUUAAAGCACACAAACUAUCCUUCAGGUCGUUAUCGUUGUAAUAUUUGUGUCUUUUAUCAAAAAGCACUCUGAUCUCUGACACGUAAACAAUCGGCCGGUCGGCCAUGUUGGAUAUACCAGUGAAUCAGACGUCACAACAACACCUAAUCUGAUCAGAUCAGAUCAGGUCAGAAGUUGAAACACAGUAUGCGAAACUUUAGAAAUAAUCGUAUGAGAAAAACACUCCCGGCGUGUAAGGACCUUAUGCCUACAUUUAUUUGGGAUAUGGAAGCUGCUUCCUGAAUGGUAGAAGUGGCCUUGACCAGACAAUGAGGCUAUGAAAAUAAAGCUGGAAUAUGAAUUGUAGAUCAGUGAACUCAUAAAUUUAUCAUUCUAUCUGUGAGUUUAUUUAUUAUUAUUUUUAUUAUUUUUUUUUACAGCCCUGUAAGAGCCCAACCUGUCAUGUGAUUAAAAAAAAAAAAAAAAGUAAUAAAACCCAAAAUGUAACUAUGUCACUUUUUAAAUUCAAGCAUUCGUUGAAGCACAGUAAUCCUCCUGAAUUUGGUCCUCAUUUGCAUCCAACAGGGUCCAAGCAUCACAUACAGCAAAGUUAUAUUUUGCUGCUGUCCCUAUAAAUUUAUGUUUAAUUUAUUUUUUCAUCUUUUUGUUACAUAUUUAUCAAGAAGCCGAACAGUCUUCAGAUACAUUUAAACAAUUCUACAGCCUGUUACAGCAGCAUCCAAUCAUAUCACUGACAAAAUGACCUUUAAAGAGAAACAGACGCCUUGUGAACAUGCUGCUCUUCUUCUUCUUCUGUCUCUUACCUUCACUCUAAUCUGACUCCUGAGCAUGCUCACUCACUCUGAUGUAGACGGGUUACCAGGUGUGUGUUUGCUGUGUCUGUUUGCAGAUGUUGUUUGACUGUCGUUUUACUGUGCUAUUAGAGGAAAACACUCAACCUCAAAUGUCUCCUGAUGCUAAAGCCUUUCAGUGUGUGUGUGUGUGUGUGUGUGUGUGUGUGUGUGUGUGUGUGUGUGUGUGUGUGUGUGUGUGUGUGUGUGUGUGUGUGUGUGUGGCCUAUUUUUGGUGGUUUUCACUUCACUUUUUUCACUUUCACUAGGAAAGCAGCUCAUAAAUCAGUGAGAUUUGUCAGCUGUAUUGGCGUGCAUAUAUUCGUCUUGACUGAGAAAUGUCAUCUUGCGCACAGAAUUGUAGCGAUGAGUGCUGUAAGUGUGGUGCUAUAAAGUGGUUUGUCCAGCAGAGGGCAUGCUGGUUCAGGUAGGUAACUGUCCUCUCAGCAGCACGCUCUGCAGCACAUGCAGCAGACCAUCAGAGCUGCAUAGGCCCGUUUGAACUGGACCUGUUUUACAGAGGUUAACGCUGUCAGGUAUUUAGUCUGGAUUAUAGAGCAUGAUAAUAUGACAAAGCUUCAUCCAGGGGAGAGUCAGGCUCAGGGUGAGGAUGACUCAUCCAAACCUCUCUCAUUUAGGGGUCCAGGUCCAGGUCUUUCACAGCUGAUGAUGUGUUUCCAUGGCGUGGUUACGCUGUGUUACAGCUGGUGGAGUAAUGGUUGACCUGCUGUGAUGAUUAGCUUUCCAGAGAGAGGUCAGAAAGGUGUUGUGGUCAUCAUCAGACCGACCCUGAGAGUCGUUCGUCAUCUCCAACAACAAGCUGAGUCCAUCUGUGAUCAGCUCUGUCAGCAGAGAGCUUAUUACAGCUCUCGGGCUUUACCCAUAUUUGGUGUUUCCUGUCUCCUAUCCAGUUAAAUAAGUGUACACCACCUCUGUUCAUCAGAUCUGCGUUAUUACAGAGAAGUGAGUGUACCUGACAAAACAGGGACAAAUCUGCACACAGAACAGAUGAUGCAGAUCACUGAGUCGGAAACCAGUCGUGGUGCUGACUGCCUUUGAUGUGUUUGACUUACUACAGCUCUUCAAAAUAAAAGUAUCCUCGUUAUAUGACCAAGAAUAAAGUAAGCUAAGACUGUGUCCAAGUUUGUGGCUCCCUCUAGAUUAUGAAUAAAAAUGGAUCCACCCUGGAGUCGUUGUUUCCCACUAUGCACUGUGAUGGUCACUAACUGAGCGAUAAAUUACAUCAUGCAUUGCACUGUAAUUAUUUUUAUUAACAUUUCAGGUCAUUGUUACAUAUCGGGUUAUUAAUGAAUUAUUGACAUGAAAUAAUUCAUCAUAAAUUAAGUAAAUAUAAAUAGCAAAUGAACAAUCAAGUGUAGUCAGCUCUCUCACAUUAUUUUCAAACAAUUAUUUGUCCAAAUAAAACAUUGGGAGUCUAAAGUCAUCUCCGUGAACACCAUCCAGCAUCAUUCGCCCAAAAUCAAGGUAAAAACAACAUGACCACAACAAGUUGGGUCUACUCUACUGCUUAUUAUUGACAACGUUAGUGACGUUUCUGCUAACUUAAGCUCCAAACAGCUAAUGCUCCCAACCUCACGUUAUUGCUCAUAUUGUUUGUGCGUGUCAUGCUGUGCACAGAGAAGUGAUUUCGCAGUUUUUUGCCAUUUUUAAUAACGUUAAAAGCAAUGCGCUAAUAUCGUGAUAAUAUCGUGAAUCGUGAUAUUUUGGGCCACCAAUAUCAUGAUAUCAGAUUUUUCAUAUCGGCACAUGCCUAUUAUAGACACAUCAGUAUCUUUACACCUUAUCAAAAGUGCUGAAUUAAACACAUGCUCCGGGAUUUUUUCCUUUCAGCUGUACUUUCUCUUCCUCUUCUGUGCAAACUCAGAACAACACUGAACAACAGUCCACACAGCUGUAACUGAGGAGUUUAUUCUAAUAGUUUACUCCUGAUACCACCUUCACAAACUCUGUUGCUGAUACUGGUAUGAUGCAGAAAUCAUUGUGCAUCACUGGUUUAAAGUGAAACUUAGCUGGAGUGCUAUCCUCUCGCCAUCAUUUCGACAUGAUCAGAAGUAUCAUCCUCAUCAUUUCCCUUCAUGAUCCCUGUGUGUGUCUGCAGCACUGGGGUGGUGAACCUCUCUGAUCAGAGAAAACUGUUUUAUAUCUACAAUCAAUAAGGUCUGCUCACAGGCUGUCUGAUAAAUCCGAUUUUAAUAUAACAGUACUCAGGAGGAGGCAGCUGUGUCAUGUGGUGUUGCUGAAUAACAAUGCUGAAUGCACAGCUGACAUAUCUGUAUUUUUAUCUGAAUAUCUGUCCCCCCAGAGUCCUCCAGUGGAAACUCUUUGUCCUCCUCUGCUCCUACCUGGGACUGUUAAUCCAAGUAGAUUACCACAAUAAUCUCAGUCUGCACCACAAACUUCACUGACCUACGAAUGAAAUCAUUUUGUCACAACCUUUCCUAUGUUUGUGUUUGUUUUGGGGCUCUGAAGGUCUGUUCUCACAAAGAUAUGAGUAAAAGCAACAGCCAUGACCAUCAUAUACAAAAACAUCACAAUAGAAUUAUAACGGUGUAAAUAAUCAUGUCAAAUCCAUACAGAGGAAAGGUCUGGGGGUUUGCUGAGUAUGAUCGUUUGUGAAAAGAUACUGGUUAGAAAUACUGCUGAUGAACCAGCACCAUCAUUUUCACAUAUUCUGAGGUAAUGGAGAUAAGGAGUCAUUUGAUGCUAUCUCAGCCAAUCAGAGAUAAAUAGACGCUUUAGAAACUGUUAAACCAAACUCCAUUCAAAAUCAAACUGGAUUAGAUUCAAGCGUCUCCCUGCAGUCAGUCCUGACAAAUCCUUAAUUCUAACCUCAGUAGAAAUCUGCUCAUUGAUGUGAUUACUUCAGCUUCCCGUCAGCCUGUGUAUUGUCAUUAGUUUAGAGUUAAGUCUGAGUUUGUAUCAGGACACGUUUUAGCUGACAGUGGUGUCAGAUUUUAGUCAAACUGAGCUCUCGUCAUCUUCAAGAAAAUUGUUCUGAAAAUAGUCUAAGAGUUUAAAUAUUCAGAGACCAUCCCUCAUUUAAGCCAUGUGACAUUGACCAUGUUUUAGAGACAGAGGAGAGCUGUUGAGCUGUGUUGGGACAUGGCAUCAGUUCAGAGAUGACCAUGAACGAAGUGAAAACAAAGCUGAAGGUGUCAAGUGUUUUUCUAUCAGACAGGUGUGCCGCGAAUGAGUCCCACACGUCAGCUCAAAAAUCAAACCAACAGCAACAUGUGAAUGGACUCGGACUGAUAAUGUGUUUGCUCUGAUUCAGUCCAAUAUUAAUGAGUCACAGCUACAGCUACAGGUGACCAAGAGUUUCACCUUGCCCCUUCAAAAUAAAAGUCCGCUGAUCAGUGUCAGAGAUGUUGCUUUGCUCUCAGACUUUCAAACAGACUCAAAGAGCUGUAACUGCUGUUCUGUGUGUCCUUUGUGGGAAGCACUGCAGGUCUGCUGUUAGCUGGGCUCUUAUUGUUCAUUACUGGUUCACACAUACUGAGUAUAUAAGAGGGAUUUCCCCCUGUUGCUGUCACACAGGUGUGUCUUUACAUGCCUGCACACAGAGGUGUUUCAUGCCGUGUGCUGCACUCUGCACUGUGUGGUGAUGUCUGUUGGGGGGGGGUCUGUAGCAGCAGGUUCUCACUGAUGCUCACUUUGAUACCUGUCUGUAUUUAUUUAGAUGCUGAGUAGCUGAAGUUGAAGCUAAGAUGCUUCUGUCUGUGGUUUGUUGUGUUGUCAUUGUGUCUGUAGCGUUUGAAAAGUGUGUAAUAAAGUUUGUAUUUUGAUAUGAAUGGUGUGUUUUUGUAAUUUAGUUUGCGGUUCAGUAUGUGACUCGUUUUGAAGUCAUGGUUUGGUUCAUUCUUUUAUUUAAGAUUGACCAAACUUCCCCUUUACAAUGUCUUAAGUGCUGCAGCAAUAAUUUUGCCCUGCUGGCCUGCUCAUAUUUCUUUCACAACAUGAAAGUUGAAACAUGUUUAGAUCACACUGAUUCAGAUCCAUGAAUUUGAUCUCCAAAGGCUGUAUAAUCUCAAGUUCUUUCUAAGGUAAGAAACCUCAGUGUUAAGGCUCUUUCUACUGAUUCAGCUAAUUUAGGUCUGCAAGAACGGACUCUUUCAACUCUUAAGGUACUGACACACCCGGGCCAAUGCUAAUAUACAACACGAAAUUACGAAAUAUUCUGAGUCGGGGCCAGUACCAGAUAAGCACAUUAAACUAUAAUCCAUUAACGUAAGGUAGCAACUGAGAACUAAUGGUGCCAUGACAGCAACGCGAUUGAGUUUGAGACAGUAAAAAUACAUAUGGUAUGUUGUAUCUGAACAGGUUAGCUUAUGAGCUAAAGUUACUUAGCACAGACGAAAGUUAGAACAAAGAAGUUUAACAAACUGUUAAAGCACACAAACCAUCGUCAUAUGAGAGAUCCAACGCUAUGACUCUCCACACCUUGUCCUUCAGGGGGGUAUUCCACGAAGCUGGCUUAGCUCAAAGCCUGGCUAAUUUCAGUUAGCUUGGCUAAUUUUGGUGAGAGUUCCGUUUCACAAAUGAGGCUUAGGGCUAGCGUGGCUUGGUAACCAUGGUAACUCAGCCAGUGCGACAAGCCUGGUCCCAGGCAGGCUUACGGUCAAGCUAACCUUAGCUGCGUCUCAGAGAAGGUCCGACGGGCUUCCAGAAGACGCUUUGUGAACCACAUGUCACACAGUAAUUUCAUCUUCAUCUGUAAUAAAUGAUGCUCAUGUUCGGAAAAAUAAAUUGAGAGCUUUUUAAAACAACAUAGGAGUACGUGAAUCCGGACAUGCCCAAUACUACGCCAACCUCAAAGACAAAGAGAAAUUCAGUAGCUGAGUGGGUAAAGAGAAGUGCCGGUAAAAUGUGUUUUUCACUGCUCUGUGGGUUCGAUCCCGUCAGCAGUAAUAAUUUUGAAAUAUCUGAUUUUCUUUCUUUUAUUUUGUGACUCUCAAUGUACCGUCAACACAUAACAGAAUAAAGUCACAAACGAUCUCAUCCAAAACACUGAAGACGACAACAGCAACAAUUUCCCAUUAAAAAAACCUUCCUUUCACCAGUGGUCCAUUCUGGUUAUGAUGAUGAUAAUGUAAAGGUGAUGGCAAAUGACAACAUGACUACUCUGUGUACAAGCUCAUUUGUGUCUUCGCCCUUAUUUAAAUGAUAAAAAUAAUAAUAAAAAUAAAAGAAACUUUCAUUUAAAAUAACCCAUUUAUCUAAUGUCCUCGCAUCCUUAAAAUUCUGUGAAUAUUCAAUCUGGAGUCAGGCUUACAUACGAAUAUUAUAAUAUUCAGUUGUGCGAGCUAAAAUCAUUUUCUAUGCCAACAUCAAUGAAAGAAAGAGCCAGGCCAUGGAGCGCAAUGCGAUCCUUUACACACAGGUAGUUCCGAUUUUAAUGCCAUUAUUGGAAUUGAUGUUGUGAUCUGUGCACACAACCCACCUUUGUCACUUGAGGUUUGAAUAUAUCCAACUUUAUGCGAGUGUCUUUAUUUAUGAAAACGGUUUUCUUACCAGUGGGUCCAACCUUACACACACCAAAUCCAUCUGCGCAUAUUUUAGAAAGUGUGCAGGACGCCCUCUGCAGCGCUUACAGUGACACUUGUUGAGGGGCUGCCUUCUGUUGCCAUCGUGUGACAUUACUGUCUUUAGACAUCUCUUGAUCUCUUCGACUACUGCACGAAAAUUGUAAUACGCCUCGCAGGUGGCGUAUUUAAAGGUGAGGAGAGGAGCUGAUCUGUUUGGCAAAAACAGGUCUCGGCUGUGUUAAACCCACUCCACACCCUCUCUAUGACUUACGCCGCUGGGAGGAGCUGAGUUAGGGAGGGGGGAUACUUACGCCGGGCUGCGCCACUCACCAAAAUACCAAAAUGUGCUUGGGCACGCCGUGUCAGCACUGCAGACUUGACUUACGCUGCACCUACGCCAUGCUGCCGGUGAGGCUCAAAAAGCAGACUGAUAGCAGACUUAGUACAUCUCCAACUGGCACACUUAAGACAUUACCUCAUAAAAUGUUGUUUAACAUGCUUUUAUUCUAAGAAGUUACUGUAAUUUUGGUUUAUUUAAUUUCUGCAUUGUGAAACUAUGCUUUAACCUUGAAGUAUACUUCUUCUGAUCACUCAUAAGUUACUGUAAUAAAUGGAAACAUUUUAAGAACAGUUAGAAAGUAAUAAUGUUUCAUUGAAGUGUAAUCCGAAGAGAGAUAAUCUCAAAUGUUUUUUAGAUCCACAAUAAUUCUUGUAAAUCUGGAGUUGGGAAAGUAGAGGGAUGCUAAAGCUAGCCUGCUAGCUGCCGCUGCUUCCUCAUCUCUCCUCUGCUUUAUGUUGUCUGGAUGAAUGAGACCUCGAGUAUUUUAUAAAAUAUUAGAGCCUCAGAGCUUUAUUCAUUUAUUCAUUUAUUUUUUACUGUUUCAGUCCUGGCUGUGUGUCGGUUUGGUCCAGUUUUAAAUGAAUCUAUAACCUAUGACUGACAGCACCUCUCAGAGUCCUCUGCUGUGUCUCUGUGGUUUAAUCCCAACUGUGUCAGAGAUAUAAAGUUGUCCUAACAGAGAAGAUGAUGAAAUGAUCAGUAAAAUCACAAAGGAGAACAAACUGCCAGCAGACACAGAAAACACAGACAUAAUAAGAAGAGUAAAUCAGACGUCACCCGCGUGUCUCUGAGUAUUUAUGAGCUUCAGUAAAGAGCACAGCCAGGCCUAAAGCUGCUACAAAACACCCAUCAGAGCCCACCACAGCCCAUCAGACUCUACGGAGCCCAUCAGAGGCUAUCAGAGCCAAUCAGGGCCUCACAGAGCUCGUAAGUGCUCAUCAGUGUUACAGAGACGCUGUGAGGGUUCAGGGCAAUGGACAUAAAUCUGAUCAGUAUUACACUCCUGGAGUGUGAAAGUGUUCUUCUCAUGAGUACUUUGACACACAGAGUGUUGCGGGUUUUCAUAGAGGAAUAACCUACAGCGAGCGUUUGCUGGAGAGGAUGCUGUUUGUUCUGAUUUAAACAUGUCUGAGCUCCUUUCAUGUGUCUCUCUCUGCACAGGGACACUUUUUCGCAAUUUUUAUAAACUUCAAUGUCCAAUAAGACAUGAGAAAGUCUGAGCCAGACAGAGAGACUAAUGCACGCUUUUAUAACCAGCAGGCUUGACUACUGUAAUGCUCUUCUCUCUAGUUUACCCAAAAGCACAAUAAACCAGCUACAACUGAUCCAAAACUCUGCUGCUAGAGUUUGGACUAGGACCAGGGGAAGAGCUCAUAUUACAUCCAUUUUAAAGUCUUUGCACUGGCUGCCUGUUAGUUUUCACAUUGAUUUUAAAAGUCUUUAACUAGUUUAUAAAGCUCUACAUGGCCUGGCACCAGAAUACCUUUCAAAGAUGAUUUUAAUUUAUGAACCAGGGCGGCCUCUCAGAUCCUCUCAAUCUUCUCUCUUAGUCAUUCCACAGAGCAGAUCAAAAUUUGGUGAUGUUUCUUUUAGCUGCUAUGCUCCAAAACUGUGGAACAAACUUCCAGAGGGUCUGAGACAAGCUGCAAAUAUUGAAAUCUUUAAACGUAACCAAAAAAUCAUCUAUUUAGCCUGGCUUUUAUGUAAAGCUUCAUUAUUUUAAUUACUAUUUUUAUUUAUUUAUUUUUUAAUAUCACUUUUUACCUUCUUUUAUUAAUAAAUUCAAGUUCAUAUUUUACUGUCUGUUUUAGUCUAUUUUUAUAACUUUUAUUUUUCUUGUCCUGAUGUAAAGCACUUUUAGCUGCAAUUUCAUUUGUAUGAACAGUGCUAUAUAAGUAAACUUUGAUUGAUUGAUUGAUUGAUUGAUUGAUUGAUUGAUUGAUUGAUUGAUUGAUUGAUUGAUUGAUUGAUCGAUGAGUUGGAUUAUGUUGCAACUCAAUCCUUAAAAGGUCAAAGUAUGUCAGUAAAAGGAAAUGUGCAAGCUGUCAUAGUGGGCAGAGCCAGGCCAGAAGUCAGUAAAUCAUAGUGGGGCUGGGUGAUAAAAUGAUAACGAUAUAUAUUGAAAAUUAAUUCCCCUCAGCAUAGUCAAUAUGCUUUUUGAUAGUCGGCAUUCUGCCAUUUUUUGGUAAACUUUACAAAUAGCCAACGAAAAGGGGAGUUGGUCCGGGUCCGGGUCAUGUGCAGAAUUAGAACCAAGUAGUAAACAACUGUGUAGUAGCAGGCUGUAGCUACACACAACCAUAGCACUUUAACACGUGAAGCCGGCAGUGCUGUUGGUGAGAAAAACAGAAAUGAGUGCUACUCCGGCAGAAAUGCAGAUAAAGGCUCAACAGAUGAUGACAUCGUCGACAGUACACAAAAAUGUCAGUGGUGUGGAGGUAUUUUGUUUUCGGUCAAACAGGUCGGACGCAGAGUAGUGUGCAGGUCAAAUUAUGUUGUGUACAUGUUCUCGCAAAGUCGGGGAUCACCUCAAAUCUUUUUCACCACCUGAAGCAGUGCCACAUGGCAGAGUACGCACAAUGCAAAAGAUUACAAACCCCAAGCACAGCAAGAAGCCCAUGGUGCCUGUGCAGCCGAAACUGCUGACCAUUCAGUUCGCUUUCUCUAGCGCAACGCCUUACGACAAAAACAUCGAAGAGACACAAAUAUCUCACAGAUGCAGUAGUGUACUGUAUUGCAAAAGACGUGGUACCAAUAAGCACUGUUAAAUUUUAUUUUUUAUAUUGUGAUAUAUAUUUAUCGAUAUCGACUAUUAUGGCUUUCCUAGUGCCUCUAAAAAAGUCGCUGGAGACAGAGACUAGGUCCUGUAUAUGUGUUUGACAUGCUGCUGUUCCAAAGAAGCAUACAGUUCAUCAAAGGUUUCAGAGCUUUAAUAACACAAAAAAAAAAAAAAAACAUAUGUGUACACAUAGUGACGUGUAUCAUUGGAAACAAAAGAACAUAUGAAUUGCACAUGCGUGAAGCCGCCGCUGGUUGUUUAAAACCAAACAAAACUUUAAAAAAAAAACUUAAAAAAAUAAAUAAAAACCUCAGUAACUCUGCCAAAUUGUCUCAGUUGGGUCAUUUUUGCCCGUCCCAGGCCCGGCUAAAGGAGAAGGGUUGGUAUUGUGACAUUAAAAAAAAACAAGAAUCGACAGAAAAAAGUUAAUUUGGGGUGUUCUUUACUCACUUUUUGUCUCUCCCACGACAUUGUUCCUCUCCCCUACAGCAUCCAUUACAAUUUGGCCAAUUAUGCAAAUCAGACAAUGACGUCAUUUAGCAACUUCUAGCAACUUUUAGGACAGCCAGUAGCUACUUUCCUUACUAAGGAGUUGGCAACACUGUAUGUAGGCCACACUCUGCAUAUAGAGGAGAAAUACAGAGGACGGUCACGGAACAAGCGUGUGCGUUAGCAGAUUGCAAUGCUUGUAAGAAAGCUAACUAUGAUAUUAACUUUCAUCACAUCCCUAAAGACAUUAGUGUCCGAGAGCUGAAUAGCUCCUAUGUUACCUGCCACCUCUGUUACACAGGCAAUGUUAGGCUGCAAGCUAACGUGAAGACGAGUGUGCAGAGUGGCGCUUUCUCCGCCCAAAACUCAAAGGCGAAUUGCUAGUGAUCUACUGGAGCUCUGCGGAAGAAAAGCCUUUGAAAAUGACACAGAUAAUGUGAUUUUGGCUAAGAAUUUCAUAUUCAUAGUUUAAAGACCACUUACAGCACCUGAAGUAGUCAAAAAACGAUUGGAGUGUGACUUUAGGUAACUAGUUUAUUGGCCGUAAACACUUUUGUACUGAGUCUAAAAAAGUAUUUAAAUUUUUUGACCUCUAGAAGGCAUUCUGGUCAGAAAUAAGUUCAAAGUUCAAUCAAGACAUGAAACUACUUAGUUAUGGUUUUGUGUUUAGGCUAGUUCAGGUGUUUGUUAGCGUUAGCUCACACCAUAGCUGGUUGAAUUGCAUAAGUAUAUUACCUUUAGCACAUGUAAGCAUUAGCUCAAUACAGACACUGCGCAGGUAAAGUUAGUGUGAACUACACAAAACAACCACUAAAAGUUUUGAAAGAUGGUUUUUCCUUUGAGCUGAUGAUGGGUACAGCGGUCCAUCAACAAACAGUCACUUAUCCAUCUACACCACACCUGCCCAGAUGUGCAUAGCUGUGCAGGGGAGAGGGAAACUGAGUCUUUAUCAUCUAAAAGUAAGUUUAAAAGCACAGAGCAGCUGUUAGUCUGAGGCAGUAUGUGGUCAAACUAUUGAAGGAUACACUCUGUCUCUGUUGCAGAUUCCUUUAAAAAGAAUGAGUUUAGAUGUUCAAUUUCCUCUUUUUAUUGACUGGUCCUUAAGCAGCGAUCCGUCCUCAGCGCUGUCAGGACACUUUUUAGUUAUAUUGUCAUAAAGCGGCUCAUCAGACGCUGCAAAGAGGCCAGUGUUCAUCACUUGACCUAAAUGAAAAAGUCUAUGAAUAUAUCUUUUUGUUAAUAUUAUUGACACUGAGUGGUGCUGUCAGUGUCUCCCCUUCAGUAGUUUACUCUCUGACGGCUCUGAUAACACACUUCAGACAUCUCCUGUCGCUCUGGUUUGUUCUCUCAUUAUUCUCCGUCAGGAUGCUUUUGGUCGUCUAAUCACAGCCAAAGCCUCGUCUGUCUCCUCCGUUCAUUUUCCAUAAAAGCUUUUGUGCUGGGGUUUUUAAUAAUGUGUGGUGUUAUCAACCCCGUCUGAAUCUGUGAAAAGUCUUUGUCAGUGGAUUGUUCAUCAUUCAGCAGCUACUAACAGGAGCUGAAGGAUUCAUUCAGUCAGUCAGAUUAACAGCCUGUUUACCACAACCCUCUGUCCUCUGUUAGCUGUGUGACUCAAAUUGAGAUGUCCUGAAUUUGGCUGGUCUGAUUGUGGAGUUACACUCCGGCAGUUAAGAUUUUAAACUUCAUAAAGUUUCAGAGUCGGGGCUGAUAGAAAUGUAGUCUUGGAUUUUAGUGGCUCGGUCAGGCUUUAAAUCUCCCCAGUCAGAUAUUUCCCAUGAUAACCUGUCCCCUGCAGACCUUUAUAAACAGCACAUCAUGAUGAUGUAAUCCUGAUGAUCCUUGAGUGCAGCGCUUUUAUGUAUGUUUGGUUUAUACAGCCAGAAGUCAAUCAAUCAAACUUUAUUUAUAAAGCACUUUUCAUUCACAUAAUGUAGCACAAAGUGAUGUCCAUUCAAGCAGGAUGUUAAAAUAAAAUAAAUAUACAAAUACAAGUGACCAUAUUUGGGCCAGGGGGUGGAGCUAAAGGGGGUUAGAGGUGUGAAAUUAACAUUUCUAAAUCUAAUCAGUGGCCCGACCGAUUUAUCGGUAAGCAGAUUAAAUCAGUCAAUUUUAGCCCGUUUGAGACUAAUCAGUAAUCGGCCAAAACUCGCCAAUAUUUUUAGAAAUAAAAUACGGAGAAAAAGAUGGUAUGGUAGGGAUGGUAAAUAAACUAGUUUGUGAACUAGACAAGAGUCAACAAGUUUCAGUUCAACCCACUUCACGAUGUCCCCCGCUGUGCUGGUCUUGGUCACGCCGAGUUAACAGUGAAGCACCAUGUAAUAUGCAAGCUAAAGUUAGAGUUAGCCAUCUGCUAUUAGCCUUGCUACACUGUUAGCCGUGCCAGUAACGGUAGAAUUAACAUUAAUUAUAAUUAACUAUAAUAAUAAUUAAUUAUAAGCUAAGAAUUAACUGGACCGGAAAUGGGUAACGUGAGUUAUGACGUGGAGGCACCGAUCGGCAGCGGUGGCAGCUGGGGGGGUUGUUGAAAAUGCUUUUCUGGUCCAAGUUUGAUCAGUCUGUCUUCCUGUCGGCGUGAAGAGCAGUAGCCUACAGUAUACUGUAGAUAUCUACUCUAUAUUUAUAUUUUUUUAGAACUUAAUAAAAAAUUUUAAAAAUUGUCUGAUUAUUAGGUAAUCAGAUUUUUUUCCCCCCCUAAUAAUCGGUAUCGCAUCGGCCCCCAAAAAAUCCAUAUCGGUCGGGCCCUACUAAUCAGUCAGUAUGUUGACAUGAACAGCUGGGUUGAGCUGCAGUCAGAUCCGGAUCAGGUGGUUUACUGGAUUGGUCCAUGUCCCAGUACAGCUCUGACAGAGAUACUCAGAGUUUGAAUUGAAGUCAAACAGUAACAGUUCAUGGACAUUCAAAACCUUCAAUCAGUAUUUGUGCGGUGUUUUUCUGUACAAUAGUUUCGGACCGCCUCCCCAGUGUGGACACCCCCCCCCCGCCAAUUAUUAAAGAGUCAGACUGACAACCAGAAUCAGCCAGACAACCAGAAAGCUUACCAAUCUUUACUGCAAGCCAUGCUCUACAAUUACAAAUAUUUCAUAUUAUUACUCUUUCUGGCUGGUUUUCAAAGUAAAAGCCUGAUUUGUUUUUUUGCUUUUAUUCUGAAAGGGCAGUUAUCCGGUUAAUAAAGUAACUCAUUAAGCUCUUGGUUUGGCUUCUUGCUCAUUUUGGACCUCACCCUGUUCUCUUCAGUCUCUAAUAAACCUGAAUCUAAUACAGUGGUUCUCAAUCCAGUCCUCGUUAUUAAGCCAUUACAGAGCUUAAUAACGAGCUGAUCAUUUGAAUCAGGUGUGUUGGAACAAGGAAACAUCCAAAACAUGCAGGACAGUGGGCCUCAAGGACUGGACUUGAGAACCAUUGAUUUAGAGUAUGGAUAUUGCUGUAUACCAGUGUGUCCCAUGCUGAGGUGGCAGCAAAAAUGAUUUUUUUUUCCUAAUACAGUCCUGACAUGAAGAACAAUCAGAUGGACAGUGUUACUAGAGUGCAAGGAAGAGUAGCUUUCAGUUCUUUGAAGAAGUGCAUAUAAAUAAGAAGGAGCCAAGCCAAAAAGAACUUUGUCAUCCAGAGAGUGUACCUGCGAACAUCACCAUAGUCCAGCAAUGGAUGAAAGGUUGCAGAUACAAGGUAUUUUUCAAACACUGAGGGAAAAGCAGGAUUUGUUUCUGUUGUAUAAACCUCUUUUCAUCCCGAGUUUGGCCACAAAACUGGCAAUAUUUGCUUUGAAAGAAAGCUCAUGAUUAACAACCUUUUUGCAUUUCCUGACUAACAAUCCACGGGAAAUCACACUUCAAAAUAAAAGCAUAGUUCUGCAAUGUAGAAAAUAAACUGAAAAAUUAUGAAAAUUAGGCGAUGGCAUCAUCUAGGGACUUCUAGGACAGCCACUCCCGACUUUCCGUACUGAGGAGUUGGCAACGCUGAUCAACCUGUUUGGAUCCUCUGUUAUUUGAAAUAAUGCCCUUUUUCUCUUUAAUAAAUUGGAUCCAUCAUAGGUCUAUUUUUUUUUAAUUGUGUGGUUUCUAGAAGCUGACCACACAGGAGCACCACUUUUUUAUGAACAACAAAGAUCUGCUGAGAAUCUGCUUUUGUUCCUGCUUUUGUUCCUGUUUUAAACAAAAUGGUUGAUCUUCACUCACACUUCCUGGAGAAAUGAAAUUAAUACACAGUCAGACCCAUCCAUUACUGUGAUUUAAGGUCCUUACACACCGGGGCCGACUCGAAUAUAGAACGCGAAAUCAUGAAAUAUUCGGAGGUGAAUUUUGACGCGCCUGACUUUACACAUCAAGUCUGAUGUGAUUUUGCGACUUUCCGGGGGGAAAGUCCAGCCUCCUUCGCCUCUGAUUGGCUAGAAAAGCUGUAAACGUCAUCACACGCUCAAGCCCAACGGUCAGCACUUAUAGCCAAUCAGAGGCGAAGGAGGGCGGGACCUUCCCUUAAAAACCAGGUGGAAGCAAGAGGACAAAAUAGGAGUCUACUUCAACUUCAAGUAAUGGCGAAUUGGUACUCCUUUUGCUGUCUCAAAAGAAAAAUAAACGUAGCACAUUGGUGCAUCCAAUAUUACAAACAAGAAGAGAACUUAGUGAGUUUCAGUGCUUGGUUUAGGAGCUGAAACUGUACCACGGUUGCUGAUUGUUUUCAGUUCUGAUUAGACACUAGUGUUGAGAUGGCUGUCUGUCAUGAUAGCAAAUACUGAGCCAGGGCCAGUACCAGAUAAGCACAUGAAACUAUGGUAACAACCAUUGGCUUAUAUUAGCACAAGUGGAAGUUAAAACAAAGAUGUUUAGCAAACUGUUAAAGCACACAAACCAUCGUCAUAUGAGAAAUCCGACGCUAUGACUCUCCACAAGUUGUCCUUUAAGUCGUUAUCUUUGUAAUGUUUGUGUCUUUUAUCAAAAAGCACUCUGUUCUCCGACAUGUAAACAAUAAGCUGGUUGGCCAUGUUGGAUAUACCAGUAAAUCUGACGUCGCAACAACACGCAAUCUGAUUGGUCAGAAGUGGACACACAGUCUGUGAAAAUUUAGAAAAAAUGACCAUGAUUCAAAAAAUAAAUGCCGCAAUAUUGCAGGACGGGAAAACGUCGCUGAUGUGAACGCUUGUAUUGAUAGGAUACAGGUUCGAAAAAUACUGACAUCUGAAAUAAUCGCACGACAAAAACGGUCCCGGUGUGUAAGGACCUUAAGCCUGGUGACAGCAGGCUGACCAACUUGAAAAAGGAGUUUAUCUGAGGGGCACUGACAGAAAAACAGAGGUGGAGAUGAUCAAAUCACUCAUACUUCCUAAAGGGUCUGGAGGUGUUUUCUCUGUCCCGCUCAAUGUAAAGCCAGUGUUUGACACGCCUGCUUUCUGCGAGGCAUCAGCUCAGUUAGAUAUUAUCAAACCAGCAGCAGAGAUUCUAAUGAGCUUUAGAGCUACAAAGAGAAGGGGGGGUCUGACUGUUACUGGUGGUUAUAUGGUAUAAUCCCCUCAUAGAGCAAAGCAGACUGUAUUGUCACUGCAGGAGCUCAGCUAACAGUCCAAACUAACAGGAGGAAGAAGACCACUUAGCAGGGAAAUCCAUCUGAUGUUGGGGGGUACCACUCACUGUGUCAGUCCAUAAAAACAGAAAUUAUGGAGAGACAAAGACAACAGGAAGCACUUUUCCUAGACUCUAUCAUCCAUUAGACCGUCUAUGUUAAAGAUCUUCUUAUGACUUAUAUAGUAGGUAAUAAAGAAGUAUGAAGGUACUGUAGGUAUUGCAGCCUCUGCAGUUGUGCCGCAGCUUUGAUGUGUAAAAACUGAUUAAAUAUAUUGCAUGUUUCCACUUGGGUCAAAUUCCUUAGACAUACUACUGUACUUACAAAUCCAUGGAUUUGUAAGUACUCAGGUGCGGAGCUGGAAUUUCUGCAUUUUUAAGGUGGCAUCAUUCAGCAAAGCUCAGCACUUUUAACUGGUUCAUCUGUACUCAGCCUUAUGUUCACUAUCUUAGUGGGUGCCCUGGUGUUUGUUUGUGUGUGUGUGUUUGUGCCCGUGUGUGUGGCUUUAGGUCUCUACAUCUCCCCCCCUGUGGAGAUGUAGAGAAUAAUAUUUGGUUCCCUCAAUCUCAGUCUAACAUCUACAAAGUCCAAUUCCAUUGAAGUUGGGAAAUUGUGAUAAACAUAAAUAAAAACAGAAUACAAUGAUUUGCAAAUUCUUUUUAACCUAUAUUCAAUUGAAUACACUACAAAAACAAGAUAUUUAAUGUUCAAACUCAUAAACUUUUUUUUUUUUGGCAAAUAAUCAUUAACUUUAGAAUUCCAUGGCAGCAACACGUGCCAAAGAAGUUGGGAAAGGUGGCAAAAAAUACUGAGAAAUUUGAGGAAUGCUCAUCAAACACCUAUUUGGAACAUCCCACAGGUGAGCAGGCUCAUUGGGAACAGGUGGGUGCCAUGAUUGGGUAUAAAAGCAGCUUCCCCAAAAAUUCUCAGUCAUUCACAGGCAAGGAUGGGGCAAGGUUCACCACUUUGUGAACAACUGUGUGAGCAAAUAGUCGAACAGUUUAAGAACAACGUUUCUCAAAGUACAAUUGCAAGGAAUUUAGGGAUUUCAACAUCUACGGUCCAUAAUAUCAUCAGAAGGUUCAGAGAAUCUGGAGAAAUCACUGCAGGUAAGCGGCACGGCCAGAAACCAACUUGAAUGCCUGUGACCUUCGAUCCCUCAGGCAGCACUGUAUCAAAAACUGACAUCAAUGUGUAAAGGAUAUCACCACAUGGGCUUAGGAACACUUCAGAAAAUCACUGUCAGGAAAUACAGUUCGUCACUACAUCUGUAAGUGCAAGUUAAAACUCUACUAUUCAGAGCGAAAGCCAUUUAUCAACAACAUCCAGAAACACCGCCGGCUUCUCUGGACCCGAGCUCAUCUAAGAUGGACUGAUGCAAAGUGGAAAAGUGUUCUGUGGUCUGACGAGUCCACAUUUCAAAUUGUUUUUGGAAAUAGUGGACGUUGUGUCCUCCGGGCCAAAGAGGAAAAGAACCAUCCGGACUGUUAUCUACGCAAAGUUCAAAAGCCAGCAUCUGUGAUGGUAUGGGGGUGCAUUAGUGCCCAAGGCAUGGGUAACUUACACAUCUGUGAAGGCAACAUUAAUGCUGAAAGGUACAUACAGGUUUUGGAGCAACAUAUGCUGCCAUCCAAGCAACGUCUUUUUCAUGGACGCCCCUGCUUAUUUCAGCAAGACAAUGCCAAUUCUGCACGUGUUACAACAGCAUGGCUUCAUAGUAAAAGAGUGCGGGUACUUGACUGGCCUGCCUGCAGUCCAGACCUGUCUCCCAUUGAAAAUGUGUGGCGCAUUAUGAAGCAUAAAAUACGACAACGGAGACCCGGACUAUUAAACAGCUGAAGCUGUACAUCAAGCAAGAAUGGGAAAGAAUUCCACCUUUAAAGCUUCAACAAUUAGUCUCCUCAGUUCCCAAAUGUUUAUUGAGUGUUGUUAAAAGGAAAGGUGAUGUAACACAGUGGUAAACAUGCCCCUGUCCCAACUACUUUGGCACGAGUUGCAGAAUUGAAAUUCUGAGUUAAUUAUUAUUUGCAAAAAAAAAAAAAAGUUUGAGUUUGAACAUUAAAUAUCUUGUCUUUGUAGUGUAUUCAAUUGAAUAUAGGUUGAAAAGGAUUUGCAAAUCAUUGUAUUCUAUUUUAUUUACGUUUAUCACAAUUUCCCAACUUCAAUGGAAUUGAGUUUUGUAUAAACUUCAGUCUGCAUUGAAUUUUCCUUCAAUGGUUAAUAAAGUUAUUCUUAUUCUUAUUGACCAGCCUCCUCUCUCUCUCCUCAGCAUCCUCCCUAUGAAGCAGGGAAUCCUGCUGGGUCAGUACAUGGGAGCCUUCAACCUCAUGGACUCUUUCAGAGGACACUCCAGAGGACAAAAGCAGGAGUGAGGAGGACGAGCAGCAAGGGACAGCUGAGACUGGACCAUCUCCUGUUUCUUGUUAAUACCUGAAGCUUCAUCAUGAAUUAGUUAAUAACACAGAGUAUAGAGGAGGAGGAGUUUAGAUCUCACACUUUUACGUCCUUCAUUUCAAAGCUUUGUAACUGAAAACUCUUUACUAAUACCUUUUAGCCUCUCUGUGUCCAAUAUAAACAUAUAAUCUUUGAUUUUAGCAGCAGCACCCUGAUCUGUGUUAGAGGCAUUAUCUUAGCUGCAGUCACAUGUAGUCACAUGUACGUAUGAGUAAUACUUCAUUACUGAAUAUCCAGUAUUUACAGGUCUGUAUGCAGGUAAAUAUGCAGCAGAGGAUCUCUCCUGGUGCAUGAUGGGACUGUUCAUGUGUCAGUGUUGAUGUCAUUAUGUAAAAACCCUCCUCAUGGCCUCUCUCACAUGUUUUUACUGCCUGUCUGAGGACCCACACUGAUGAUCUAACACAGGGUCAUCACCCCGAGACAAACAGUUCAGUCAAACACUCAUCUAGAUAACAAAUCUACAGCACACAGUAACCUGAUGUGUAAUUCUACUACAUGUUUUUUUCAGCUCACUUCUACGGAUAAUGAAGGAUGUUUGUGUUUACAAUCUCUCUCAUGGUUUCAUACCCACAUCAGACACAUUCAGGGACAAAAAUAAAAGAGAUCUCACCAACGAAGUCCCAAAUGCACAAGCAUGAAGUCAGAGAUGAACAAAAAUCUGUUGUAAAUUUACAACAAAAAAAGAAAAAAAGCUGGUAAAUGUACAAGCAUAGAGUCUUAAAUUUAUCAAAAUCAAGUUGUUAAUUUACUUUGUCAGUUUAUAAGAUUAUUCUCUUAAAUACAGGCCCUCAUCCUGUAACUUUAUGGCUUUAUUCUGAAAAUCUCUAGUUUUUUCCAGAAGCUUUCUUUCUGACUCUGUGGUAGGAGUGAGCAGCUGUUUCUGGCAAAAAAAGGACAAAUAUUUCCAAGUUUAAUGUCAGAAUUUUCCUUGAAUGGUCCACAUCAUAUCACUAGUGACUUCCUCCUGAUACGUUUCUGUUCGUCCAACUGCUGGUCAGUUUAUUACAUUCCUCUAAAUCAGUGGUUCUCAAGUCCAGUCCUUGAGGCUCACUGUUCUGCAUGUUUUGGAUGUUUCCCUGCUCCAACACACCUGAUUCAAAUGAUCAGCUCGUUAUUAAGCCAUUACAGAGCUUGAUAACGAGCUGAUCAUUUGAAUCAGGUGUGUUGGAGCAGGGAAACAUCCAAAACAUGCAGGACAGUGGGCCUCAAGGACUGGACUUGAGAACCACUGCUCUAAACAAUUCUUCACACUCAGGGAAGGUUGACCUCACUGAAAGGGUGAACUACGUGUCAGGUGAGUCACCUGGUAAAAGCUGUCAGGUGCUUCAAAAAACCUCAGAUGCUGAACUUCUUUGAAGUCUAGCUUUAAACUGAAGCGACCAGCUUUUAUUUGAAGAUGUCAGUUAAAGGGUUAAAGUCCUUUUUUUAUUCUCAAAAUGAAAAAAAAAAUACUGUAUGUUAAGACAUUAGCUGUUUUAAAAAGCACACUUCCUCUCUGUACAUCAGCUCUGUUGUAGCCCAUAUGCUAAAACAAGCCAGUGUGUAGCCCCUCUGUUUCUAUGUUUUCACUGAAAAGCACAAACUGUUAGUGUCACACAGGCUACCUGUGCAGGUAGUAUGCCAUUACCUUUAGUUUGGCACCAGUGUUUGACUCCUGCACUGAUCUACAGUGAAUCCCUUUGAAGGAAACAUUUGCAUCGAACUAAAUCGACAUUAAUCUGAACUAAUAAGGUACUAACAUGACACAGAGUAAAUACAUUUACAGUCCUCUUACUGUCUAUAUAAUCACAGUAUAACCACGUUUCUAGCCCAGUUACAUUACCUUGGAAUAUCAAUGUGUCAUUUAUGACUGACUGUUGUUUUCAACACGUCACUGAUAACCUGAAUGUACCCCUGUGAACACCUGUGGCCUUACAAUAAAGACUCAUAAAGGGUUUUGUCUUGUUUCACUUCAUAUCUCACAUUUCUCAUUACAAAAGACUGCACCGUUUUUUUGUAAGUCUAGUUUUAGUUUUCAGAUCUCUUUUAUAUGUACAGAAGUUUUAAAAUAUUAAAAUGAAAUAAAAACAUGAUGAUG